This is a messenger RNA of Cephus cinctus (wheat stem sawfly), 51974 nucleotides long. Its product is annotated as titin. Lineage: Eukaryota; Metazoa; Arthropoda; Insecta; Hymenoptera; Cephidae. Gene Ontology annotation, molecular function: protein binding. The record is from RefSeq and is a predicted model, not a curated record.
CCCGAUACGAUUAAAAUGACAAUUACAGAGAGAAAAGGAGUCUAUUAUCAGACAACGGUACCAGACGAAUCAACACCCGGCGAUAAGACUGGUAAACAACCUACGGAUGGUCAAUCCGUGGGUAACGUGAUUCGCUUGUUACCGAAAGAUACGAAAGAAUUAAAAAGAUUGAAGGACGAGGUAGUAAUUCUAGACGAGGAAGGAUAUCCGAUCGGUGCUCCAUUACAGCCUGGCGAUGAAUCUUUACCCUGGCGCAGAGGUCGUGUCUAUCAUAGAGCUCGACCUACGAACGUGACACCCUGGAGGAAAGUUAAGCCGCGUUCCAGGGACACGUCCCUGGACAAAAUUCAACAGGCUAGACUACUCCAGCCUGAGGUCAAACCCUGGACGGAGGAAGAUGUGGUGCUGAAGAAAGCUCCACAGGUUAUCAAGGAAAUUACGAAAGAGAAAUUGGAAGAGGUUGAACUUAAACCUGCUAAGACCGAAAAGCGUGAGGUCAGGAGGCCUAGUUUGGAACAUGUGGAACUCAGACCGGUACCUAAAGAUUUGAGGACCUUUGAUGAAACGACCCUCGAGAGGCUUCUGGCUGAAAGAGUUACUGAAUAUACGGAAGAGGAGGAUAUUAGUAUAAGGAGUGUCACUUCUGAAAGUCAGUCUGAUUCAGUGUCGAAGAGAUUGAUCGAGGAAGAGAUAUCUCAAAGGAGAGGUGAUCAGCCUAGACCAUGGACCGAAGAGAAGAUAACCUUAAAGAAAGCUAAACCGGAAAAGAAAGAAAUUCCUAAAGAGAGCAUUGAAGAGGUUGAGCUAAAACCGACACAGCCCGAAAAGAAGGACGUUAGGAAACCCAGUUUGGAACGUGUCGAUCUUAAGCCUGUUCCGAAGGAUGUGGUUGAGGAGAGAGUCACGACGCGAAGAGGGACAAUCGAAAAGGGUGAAUACGUGGAAGAGGAAAGUAGCACUCUUCUUAGUGUUACCUCAGAAAGUGAUUCCACGGUGCAUACGACGAGAAAAAUCACUAAGGAUGAAGUUCUUCCAGGUAAAGUGGAACAACCCAAACCCUGGACCGAGGAGAAGAUUGCGCUGAAAAAGGCGAAACCUGAGAGGAAGGAAAUUCCUAAAGAAACUAUCGAAGAGGUUGAGCUGAAACCUGCGAGACCUGAGAAGAAGGAGGUACGCAGACCCAGCCUGGAACAUGUUGAACUCAAGCCUGUGGCUAAACAAGUAACUGUCGAUGAGAGAACUGUUCAGAAGGAGACUGCUGAAUUUAUUGAAGAAGAAGAUACGACACUCUUGAAGGUUACUUCCAAAAAAGAUAUUACUCUUGCCCCAAAGAAACCCGUGGAGGAAGAUGCUCAGAAGAAACCUGAGCAAGCUAAGCCCUGGACCGAAGAGAAGAUCACGUUAAAGACAGCCAAAAAAGAGAAGAAAGAAAUUCCUAAAGAAACUAUCGAAGAGGUUGAGCUGAAACCUGCGAGGCCUGAGAAGAAGGAGGUACGCAGACCCAGCCUGGAACAUGUUGAACUCAAGCCUGUGGCUAAACAAGUAACUGUCGAUGAGAGAACUGUUCAGAAGAAGACUGCUGAAUUUAUUGAAGAAGAAGAUACGACACUCUUGAAGGUUACUUCCAAAAAAGAUAUUACUCUUGCCCCAAAGAAACCCGUGGAGGAAGAUGCUCAGAAGAAACCUGAGCAAGCUAAGCCGUGGACCGAAGAGAAGAUCACGUUAAAGACAGCCAAAAAAGAGAAGAAAGAAAUUCCUAAAGAAACUGUUGAAGAGGUCACGUUGAAACCGAGUAGACCUGAGAAAAAGGAAGUUCCCAAGCCUAGCAUUGAACAAGUAGGCCUUAAGCCCGUCACUAAGAAGAGUACUGAAGUAAGUAAGAUAGAGAAAGAUGUUACCGAGGUCAGUGAAUUCGUUGAACAGGAUGAGACCACUAUUCUUAAAAUUGAAUCUGAUACGGAAGGUAUCCGCCGUGUUCCUAAGAAAACCACGUCGGAGGAAAUUCUUCAAAAGAAACCUGAAGAACCCAAACCAUGGACGGAGGAGAAGGUUACUCUCAAGAAGGUGACUCCUCAAAAGAAAGAAGUACCAAAGGAAACCAUUGAGGAAGUUGAACUUAAACCAUCUAGAACUGAAAAGAAGGAUGUUAAAAAAUCGACUGUCGAACAAGUGGAUCUCAAGACUGUUUCCAAAGACAUUACGAGUCAAUAUGUCGAAGAAGUUGAUACAAAGGUUUUGAAGGUGGUGAAGGACGAAGAAGUCGUAGAAGAGGAGGAGACACAGGAAACUGGUGUCAGCUGGCGUAAGGGCAAGAAGAAACCCAAAGAAAAGGCGCCAUAUGAGGAACAGGAAGAUACUGAAAUAUUAAAGGUUACGGAAAAGAAAACGGAAGAAAAGGAAAAACGUGUUACGGAAGAAGUUGGUGUUUCUUGGCGGAGAGGAAAGAAGCCUAAGCAAGAGGAGAAACCAAUUGCUGAACAAGUUCUUGAAGAGCUUCAGCCCGAAGAAGAAAAACCAACUGAGGAGACUACAGCAACUUGGAGGAGAGGCAAGAAACCUGGUAAAGAAAUCAAGCCCAAAGACAAGCAACCUGAGAAACUUCAGGAGGAAGAGAUAAAGCCACAACCAGGGGAAGCUCCUGAGGAGGAAUCAGAAAAACCUACAGAAACUACACAACUUCCAUGGCUUCGUGGAAAGAAGGUUCAAAAGAAAGUGAUCGAAAAACAGGAAGAGCAAAUAGAGGAUAUUAGAUCGGUAACUCUGAAACCUGUGAAGAGAGGACAAAAGCCUGAAGAACGCGAGGACAAGGAAGAGAUUGUCUUGAAACCGGUUAAGCGUCUGCCUAAAGAAGAGGAGACGAGUGAAGAGGUGAAACUGAAACCGGUAGAGAAACCUCAACCAGAACAGAAAGACCGCGAGGAUGUUAAACUAAAACCUGUAACGAAGGAUAAACCAGAAAAGACAAUUGAAGAAAGUACUCUGAAACCGGUUAAGCCUGGUAAGAAACCGGAUGUUCAGGAACCGAAAGAGGUUCAGCUUAAACCCAUUCCUAAAAAGACUGAAUUGCUAGCUCCAGAAAAGGUUGAAGAUAAACCAGAAGAAGAGCAGCCAACUGAAGUUACCGAAACUCCAUGGCGUCGCGGUCCAAAACCAAGUAUAACAAAACAACCUGUUCCAGAGGAGGAGAAACCGGAAGAGGAAAUUCCGGAAGAACAGAAACCUGUGGAAAAGACACCAUGGCGACGAGAAAAGAUCGAUAAGAAGACGGUGAUUCAACAAGAAGAACAAGUUGUUGAAGAUAUCAGGUCGGUUUCUUUAAAGCCUGUAAAGCGCGGUAAAAAACCAGAAGAACGCGAGGAUAAAGAAGAAGUUGUCCUGAAACCAGUGAAGAAGCUUCCAAAGGAAGAAGAGACUUCAAUGGACAUUAAAUUAAAACCUGUAGAGAAGGAGAAACCGGAAGAGGAAAAACCCACGCCUGCUAAGGUUAAACCAAAGAAAGGUAAACUUCAGGAAACAGAAGAAGAAGCUCCUGAGGAACAGAAGCCUAAGGAAGCCCUUCAACCUGAACUGGUUAGUGAACUAGUAGAAGAUGAGAAACCAGAAGAAAAAUCCGGCCUACCUUGGGUACGCGGAAAGAAACGCAUUGAAAAAGUAGUAAGAGAAGAGAAAAUCGAUAAGCAAGUAGACCAGCAAGUGACAGAAGAGGAUAAACAGGUUUCAGAGGUCUCGUGGAGAAAGACUCAAAAAGAUACGAAGGUAUUGGAAAUUCAAAAAGAGACCGAUGUAGAAGACAUAAAAUCUGUAACAUUGAGGAAGACUAGAAAAGAUAAGAAGCCGGAAGAACGAGAAGACAGAGAUGAAGUUGUUUUGAAGCCUACUAAACGCUUGCCUAAAGAGGAAGAGACCACUGAGGAAAUUAAACUGAAGCCUGUACAAAAACCAGAAGAUUUGGUCCCUGAACAGGUCGAAGAACAACCUGAGGAAGCUAAACCUGAAGAGAAGGCACCAUGGCGGCGCGAGAAAGUUGAGAAAAAAGUGGUUAUCAAACAAGAGGAACAGAUAGAAGAUAUAAAAUCUGUGUCCCUUAAACCUGUGAAACGUGGAAAGAAGCCAGAGGAAAGGGAAGACAAGGAAGAGGUUGUUCUGAAACCUGUGAAGCGUGUUCCUAAAGAAGAGGAGACUGCCGAAGAAAUUAAGCUGAAACCUGUUGAGAGGGAUAUACCGAAACUUGAAAAAGGUCUUGAAGUUCCGGAGGAAGACAAGCCCCAAGAAAAGACUGAAAUGCCCUGGAGACGAGAAAAGAAGCCGGCUAAGAAAAUCAUUCCAGAAGUUACGAAGGAAGAACAAGACGUAACAGAGCAAGUCACUGAAGUCGUUGAUACCGAAGAGAAGAAAGAAGCGACCGAAGUCUCUUGGCGCAAGGAAAAGAAAGAAAAGAAGGUUGUUGAAGUACAGAAAGAAGCUGAAGUGGAAGACAUUCGUUCGAUCACUUUGAAGAAAACGAAGCGAGAUAGGAAGCCCGAAGAGCGUGAGGACAAAGAGGAGGUAGUUCUCAAACCUGUGAGACGUCAACCUCAAGAGGAAGACACAGAAGAAGAAAUCAAACUUAAAUCCGCUGAGAAAGAAGUAGUUCCUAAAAAGGUAGAAGAGAAACCAGAAGAGGAAAGGCCUACUGAAAUUACUGAAGUUCCAUGGAAACGUGGUAAAAAGCCUAAGAAGGUUGUUGGAAAGCCUGAAGAGGUAAAACCAGAAGAAAUUAAGCCGGAAGAAGUGACCCUUGAGGAAAAGCCUGAAGAUGAAAAACAGACAGAAACUCUUGAGGUUUCUUGGCGUAAAGAUAAGAAGAAGUCGGAAAAGAAAGAAAAGAAGGUCGUUGAAUUUAAAGAAGAAGUCACGAUCGUCCCUAUCGAUCAGGAGGAAGUAAUUGAAGACCAGAAAAUUGUCACCAUAGAAAAAGAAGUGAAGUCCGAGAUUUCUGAAGAAAUCAAACCUAAACCAAAGCCAAAAGAUAAACCUGAGGCAACCAAGCCAGAAGAAGUGAAGCUCAAACCAAUCAAGCGAGGUAGGAAACCUGAAGAGAAAUCAGAAGAAGUUGAGGAAGUUCAUCUCAAGCCAAUUCCCAAGAAAACAAUCGACGAAGAAGUUACAGACGAAAUAAAAUUAAAAUCUGUCCAAAAAGAGAAGCCAGAAAAGGUUUCUGAGGAAGUCACUUUACAGCCCAUCGAAAAAGAUAAAACGGAGGUACCGGAAGAAGAAAAGCCUGAGGAAACAACUGGUUUGCCUUGGGUGCGAGGGAAGAAAAAGAAAGUGACCAAAGCACCUGAAGAACAACCUGAAACCAAGGAGAAAAUACCCGUGGAGAAGGUAGAAAAAGAGAUCGAGGAAAUCAAAAUUAAAAAAGGCAAAAGGAAAUCGAAAGAACAGGAAGAAGAGCAAGAAGAGGUACAACUCAAACCUAUUCCAAAGAAAACACCCGAAGAGGAAACUCAGGAGCAGAAAAAAUUGAAACCUAUCAAAACAGAAAGACCAGAAGAUGAGAAGGAGGAAAUCAAAUUAAAGCCAGUGAAACGAGGUAAGAAACCUGAAGUUGAUGAGAAGGAAGAAGUGCAUUUGAAACCUGUCCCUAAAAAAGCUCCGGAGGAAAAAGACAUUGAAGAAGUCGAACUCAAACCAAGCCGCAAAGAAAAAAUUGCACCAGAAGCAGAACAACCUGAAGAAAAAACUGAACUUCCUUGGCGCCGUGGAAAAAAGAAGGGUAGGGUUGAAAAGCCUGAAGAGGAACAACCUGAAGUGGAGGAGGAACAAGUCCCUGAAGAAAUACCCACGGAUGAGGUCGAAGAGGUCAGUGAAGUAACGUGGAGAAAGGGUAAGAGAAUACCUAAGAAACUAGAAGAGGAAAAGGAAGAGGUACAUCUGAAACCUAUUCCAAAGAAAACACCCGAAGAAAAGGAGAAACCAAAGGUAGAGGAAAUUCUACGACCAGAGAAACGUCCUGAGGAGGAAGUAACGGAAACGGAGGAAGUUUCAUUGAGGAAGGGCAAGAGGAAGCCAAAGAAACCAGAAGAAGAAAAGGAAGAGGUACAUCUGAAACCUGUUCCAAAGAAGGUACCGGAAGAGAAAGAGAAGCCACAGGAAGAACAAGUUUUACAACCUGAAAAACCUGUAGAGGAAGAAAUAACCGAAACAGAGGAAAUAUCGUGGAGAAAGGGCAAGAGGAAGCCAAAGAAACCGGAAGAGGAAAAGGAAGAGGUACACCUGAAACCUAUUCCAAAGAAGAUACCGGAAGAGAAAGAAAAGCCACAAGAAGAAAAAGUUGUCCAACCAGAGAAAGUUACUGAUGACAAAAUUACGGAAGAGACAACUGAAACACCUGAAGUAUCUUGGAGAAAGGGCAAGAGAAAGCCAAAGAAACCUGAAAAACCUAAGAAAGUGCCAGAAGGAGAAGAAAAACCAGAAGAAGAAGUAGUUCCACAACCAGAAAAACCGGUAGAAGAAGAAAUAACUGAAACACAGGAAAUAUCAUGGAGAAAGGGCAAAAGGAAACCAAAGAAGCCGGAAGAAGAAAAGGAAGAGGUACAUCUGAAACCUGUUCCAAAGAAGGUACCGGAAGAGAAAGAGAAGCCACAGGAAGAACAAGUUUUACAACCUGAAAAACCUGUAGAGGAAGAAAUAACCGAAACAGAGGAAAUAUCGUGGAGAAAGGGCAAGAGGAAGCCAAAGAAACCGGAAGAGGAAAAGGAAGAGGUGCAUCUGAAACCUAUUCCAAAGAAGGUACCGGAAGAGAAAGAGAAGCCACAGGAAGAACAAGUUUUACAACCAGAGAAACCUGUGGAAAAAGAAAUAACCGAAACGGAGGAAAUAUCAUGGAGAAAGGGCAAGAGGAAGCCAAAGAAACCGGAAGAGGAAAAGGAAGAGGUACACCUGAAACCUAUUCCAAAGAAGAUACCGGAAGAGAAAGAAAAGCCACAAGAAGAAAAAGUUGUCCAACCAGAGAAAGUUACUGAUGACAAAAUUACGGAAGAGACAACUGAAACACCUGAAGUAUCUUGGAGAAAGGGCAAGAGAAAGCCAAAGAAACCAGAAGAAGAAAAGGAAGAGGUUCACCUGAAACCUGUUCCAAAGAAAGUGCCAGAAGGAGAAGAAAAACCAGAAGAAGAAGUAGUUCCACAACCAGAAAAACCCGUAGAAGAAGAAAUAACUGAAACAGAGGAAAUAUCAUGGAGAAAGGGCAAAAGGAAACCAAAGAAGCCGGAAGAUGAAAAGGAAGAGGUACAUCUGAAACCUAUUCCAAAGAAAACACCCGAAGAAAAGGAGAAACCAAAGGUAGAGGAAAUUCUACGACCAGAGAAACGUCCUGAGGAGGAAGUAACGGAAACGGAGGAAGUUUCAUUGAGGAAGGGCAAGAGGAAGCCAAAGAAACCAGAAGAAGAAAAGGAAGAGGUACAUCUGAAACCUGUUCCAAAGAAGGUACCGGAAGAGAAAGAGAAGCCACAGGAAGAACAAGUUUUACAACCAGAGAAACCUGUGGAAAAAGAAAUAACCGAAACGGAGGAAAUAUCAUGGAGAAAGGGCAAGAGGAAGCCAAAGAAACCGGAAGAGGAAAAGGAAGAGGUACACCUGAAACCUAUUCCAAAGAAGAUACCGGAAGAGAAAGAAAAGCCACAAGAAGAAAAAGUUGUCCAACCAGAGAAAGUUACUGAUGACAAAAUUACGGAAGAGACAACUGAAACACCUGAAGUAUCUUGGAGAAAGGGCAAGAGAAAGCCAAAGAAACCAGAAGAAGAAAAGGAAGAGGUUCACCUGAAACCUGUUCCAAAGAAAGUGCCAGAAGGAGAAGAAAAACCAGAAGAAGAAGUAGUUCCACAACCAGAAAAACCCGUAGAAGAAGAAAUAACUGAAACAGAGGAAAUAUCAUGGAGAAAGGGCAAAAGGAAACCAAAGAAGCCGGAAGAUGAAAAGGAAGAGGUACAUCUGAAACCUAUUCCAAAGAAAACACCGGAAGAGAAAGAAAAGCCACAGGAAGAACAAGUUUUACAACCAGAGAAACUUGUAGAAAAAGAAAUAACCGAAACAGAGGAAAUAUCGUGGAGAAAGGGCAAGAGGAAGCCAAAGAAACCGGAAGAGGAAAAGGAAGAGGUGCAUCUGAAACCUAUUCCAAAGAAAACACCGGAAGAGAAAGAAAAGCCACAGGAAGAACAAGUUUUACAACCAGAGAAACUUGUAGAAAAAGAAAUAACCGAAACAGAGGAAAUAUCGUGGAGAAAGGGCAAGAGGAAGCCAAAGAAACCGGAAGAGGAAAAGGAAGAGGUUCACCUGAAACCUAUUCCAAAGAAAGUGCCAGAAGAAAAAGAAAAACCAGAAGAAGAAGUAGUUCCACAACCAGAAAAACCGGUAGAAGAAGAAAUAACUGAAACACAGGAAAUAUCAUGGAGAAAGGGCAAAAGGAAACCAAAGAAGCCGGAAGAAGAAAAGGAAGAGAUUGUCCUGAAACCUGUGGAGAAACCGACUCCAGAAGAGAAGGUAGAAGAAGAGUUGCCUCUUAAACCAGGAAAGAAAAUCCAGCCGGAAGAAGAGAAGCCUGAACAGAUAAAACUGAAACCAAUAAAGAGAGGCAAAGCGCCUGAACCUGAAACAAAGGAAGAGGUCCACUUGAAGCCAAUUCCAAAGAAAUCCGUCCAAGAAGAAGUACUAGAAGAGAUUCAACCUGAACCAAUAAAGUUAGAAGAACAGCCUGAACAACCUGAAAAGCCUGAAGAGCGUGAAGAGGUCACGCUAAAACCAAAACGAAAAGAGAAAAAGCCAAAGCCCGGUAAACCGGAAGAGUUACAAGUAUCUGAAAUAAAACCAGAAGAAGAACAGCUUCAACCUGUCGUAGCGGAAGUGACUGAAGAUAUUGUCGAAGAGACAACAAAAUCCGUCCAGGAGGUAAAGAUUGGAAAGAAGAAGAGCGUAAAGAUAGACACGAAAGCGAUUGAAAUAAUUGAUGACAAGGUGAUCGAAGAAGUCGAAGAUGUUCGCCAAUCGGACAUAAGCAUAAUUUCAAAGAAACGCCAGGACGUAGAGGAGGUCGUCCAGGAGGAAGUGAAGCAAGUGGAAGAUCGGAAAGACAAGCGAAAACGUAGGCAGCGCGCCCAAGUGGAGAUAUCAAUUAUUGAUAAGGAUAAGAAAGUCGCGCCACGUUUUAUCCAAAAGUUACAACCAGUCAUCGCCGAGCCUGAUAAGCCAGCUAAAUUUACCUGCACGGUGAUCGGUAAUCCUUUCCCCGAAGUCUCUUGGUACAGAAACGAACAGGAGCUUCACGCCAGCGAGAAAUACAUCAUGACAGUCGUGGAGACCACAGCCACCCUGGAAGUGACGAACGUCAAGGAGGAGGAUGUCGGCAUGUAUUCCUGUAGAGCGUCCAAUCCUGCAGGAGUCGCCACCUCCACUGUGAACCUCGUCAUUUUCGAAAAAGAAGAGGAAGGAGUCGCUCCGCACUUCAUCACACCAAUUAAACCGUUAAUGGUCGAAGAACACAAACCAGCUACUUUGGAAUGCAUUGUAACUGGUAUACCUGCACCGGAAGUGAAGUGGUACCGAGGAGAUAAGGAAGUGAAGCCAAAGAAGGGUACUGAGAUUACAUUCAACCCUGAAACAGGAGAAUCCAAACUGACGAUCCUGGAACCAACUCCUGAAGACGAAACAAUUUAUCGGGUUCGCGCUCUUAACAAAUUCGGACGCGCCGAGUGUAGAGCGAAUCUUCUGAUCAGCAACGCAGUUGUGGUUUCCAAACCGGAAGUACUGCGUGCACCGAAAAUCACAAAACCACUUCCUGCCUUAGUAGCAGAAAAAGGAAAGCCUUUGGUUCUCACUGCUGAAUUCGAAGGAAAACCAGCGCCUGAUGUCAAGUGGUACAGAAAUGGAACCGAAAUAAAACCAUCCGACAAAAAGAUCAUUAAGGUCUUUGAGAAUACUACCGAACUGAUCAUUCCGGAUGCUACUAAGAAGGAUAGCGGCAAGUACGAGAUCAGGGUGCAGAAUCCUGCAGGUGAAGCCAGAAGUUCAGGUUCCGUCGCCGUGAAGGGACCUGAAGAAACUACCGACGAGGUUAAGGCCCCCAGGUUCAUCGAACCACUUCAGCCCCAAGUGGUAGCUGAAGGUGAAGUUGUGAUUAUGGAGGCAACGGUAGAUUCUUACCCCACAGCAUCAUUCCAGUGGUUCCAUGAAAACCACCCACUCAAGUCAUCGCCCGAGCUCAGAAUAGUAACCAAAGAAAACCGAUCGGUUCUUUUGGUGAAAGAAAUCGUUCCUGAAUUCGCUGGAACCUAUACCUGCCGCGCUGAAAACGUCGCAGGUUCGGUCACCUGUACGGCAACAGUUAAUCUUCUUGAUGUACCUUGGGAAGAGACUGUAGAACUGGUAUCACCCACUUUCAUAAAGAAGAUGUCACCAGUCCGAGUGAUGGAUGGUGAAAGUGUCAACCUGACUUGCGUCGUCCAAGGAAAACCAAUUCCCAGGGUUGAAUGGUUCCACGAUAAAAAACCGAUAAAGGAAGGAAAGGAGAUCACGAUCCUCCAGGACUCCGAAGGUGUCUGCAGUUUAGCUAUCAGUGAAGUAUUCCCAGAAGAUGCUGGAGAGUAUACUUGCCAGGCAGUCAAUCCUGUUGGAGAAGCAGUAUGCACAACUUCGCUCGUUGUAGAAGCAUACGAGUACGUACCGGACUCAGAAAUCGCAUCGUCGAUCGUUGCUACGUCCUUGAUCACAGGACAAAGUGGCUCGGAAGAGGAUCUUUUGUCUCCAAAGGAGACACCCUUGUCCGACACCGACACAGAGGAAUCUGCGCCGGAAAUUGUCAGAAAGCUUCCUCAGUUAGUUCCUACUAAAGAUGGCGAAUUAACCAGACUGGAGGUAAAGGUCAAGGGUAAACCCAAGCCACAAGGAAAGUGGAUAAAACAGGGAGUGGAGAUAAUUCCAUCCCAGGAAUUCCAAAUCGAGGAAUUCGAUGAUGGCACCUCGGUGCUGACAAUUGCCGAAACUUAUCCCGACGACACAGGGGAGAUUGUCUUCGAGGCACACAAUCCCCUGGGAGUAUCCACGACGACUACCUACCUAUCGGUAGAAGGUAUCCUCGGAACGAAGGACUACAGAAAGCCAGAAUGGGUCACGCAGAUGGAGGAGAUGCAGGAGGCUCUGCGAGGUAAGAACGAUGAGAUUCUGGCAUCUCGGUGUAGCAUGCUGAGUGUGCGAACGUGCAGCUUUUCAACUGACAGUCUGGACGAGCGAGCGAUCAGAGACGAAGAGUCGCCAUCGCAGAAAGACAGUUCGACGAUGGUUAGCGAAUUCUCGUCGACUAAGACUCUGAUGAACAUCGAUGAGGAGAGGCGAGUUCACGAAGAGGUCACCGAGUUCAACGUUCCUACUGAAUUCUAUUUGACACGUGAUAGAUUUGAUACCGAUGACUCUCACCAUGAUGAAGUCUGCCCAGUGGAUUUGCUAGAAACCGGAAAACAGGUCGUACCGAAGAGAGAAGGUUCUGUGAAGAGUUCUGAAAAAAAAUCGGUAGCUAGAACAAAAACCGUAGAAAGAAAAUCUACCUUGGGAUACUCGCAGGAGAGACGAAAGGGGGUUUCUGAAAAAAUGAAAAUUUGUAAAAAAUCAUUAGAAAAAUCUUCAUCCCCAGAGAGAUCGUCGAUCGUUCAGCGACAAGUGUCGCGUUCCCCUAGUCCUGAAAAAAGAUUGCGCAAUGUCGCGUCGACUGUGCAAAAAAGGGAAAAGGGCAAUUUGAGCAAAAAGGAUGUUUCUGAAAAAUGGUCGAUUUCUGGAAAACGUCGAGAGGUGUCACUGAGAAGCCAGCAUCUUCAUCGCCGACUAGGACGCACCAGAGAGUCAGAGAAAAAGUUACAGAGGUCAAAUCGGAAUCGCCUUCGCCUACCAGAGACAGAGAGAGACUGUCUAAAGAAUCAAGGUCAAAGUCACAGUCUCCAAGUCCACCCAGAAGACCUCAAGGAAUUUCGAAAGAUUCGCGAGUUAAGGUCCAAACGUAUUCGCCUACAAGAUCAAAACCGGAAGUACUUCAGUGAAUUUCCACCACCGAAGUCUGAAAGGAAAACUGAAAAACAUGAGAUCCAGGCAGAUUCUUGCAGUUCGGAAUUGGACCACAGAAAUUAUCAAGGUCUGACGGAUACUUCGGAAACUGGUUUUUACCUCUCGCCAAUCGAAGAGAACAGCGAAGCUUCAACCAGCAGCAGCAGCCAGAGUCGAUCGGAUUCGAAGUACUACAAACCAAAGAUGAAGUUUUCUACACAGAGAAGAGAAUAUUCGGAUAUAGAGGAGAGAGAUUACGAUCCCAGUAGAAAAUAUCACACGUAUCCAAAAUCGCGGAUACCGGUCCUCAAAAGAGCGAACGAUCGAUACAAAAAUCUUAUGGAUCCAAAAAUGUAUCCACUGGAGCCACGCGAAAUCGAGCUCGAGGCAUUUCAGCAAUUGCACACGGCGGACAGUCAGGAGGAAUUGCAAGAAUUUCUCCUUCUGGAAAGUCAAUGCAGCGGAAAUCUUGGGCUGGCCGGAAAUAUUUCCCAGUCUGAGAUUUCUUAUGGAGAACACCAAAGCGACGAUGAGAGGGGCACCAUGUCAGCCACGCAAUCCGUACCACGAUUCAUUCAAGAAAUUACAGCGAUUUAUGUAAAGGAGGGAGAACCCGCAGUAUUUGAAUGUACAUACUCCGGAAAUCCUGCGCCAGAUGUUGUUUGGUACAAAAAUGAUAAACUCAUCAGCAACACGGAAAACACAAAAGUACGGAUUUUCGAUGCCGAGAAGAAGACGACAUUGACGAUCAAACAUGUUACUGAAGAAGAUGACGCGACCUACGUAUGCAAAGCUACCAGUGACAUUGGCUUAGCCAUCACUAAGGCAAAAUUGCACGUGAGCGAUACUGCGGGCGAUUCGAAGAAACCGCGAAAGAAAGAAAAGCCGACGGAGAAGGUUGAAGAAAAAUUAGAAGUUAAAAAGCCAGAGAAGAAGAAGAAGGCAGAUGUGAAGAAAGCUAAGGAAACCAAAGAAAAGAUAAAGGGAGAGCGCGUCAAGGUGGAGAAAACCGAAAUCCACGAGGAGAAGGGUAUUCCGAAAGAAGAACCAGAAGAAAAAAAAAUUGUGGACGUUGAAGAAACUCAAGUGCUCGAGACGAUCGAAGCCAUCGAAGAGAAACCGGAAGAGCCGUCGCAGGCAACAAGAGUAAUUCCCAUCCAGGAACCAGUCCUAACGGAAACCACAGCUUCUUUGAAGAAGAUCGACGACAAACCAAAGGAAAUCGUACCGAAGAAGGAAAAGCGGGCAAAACCGGUAGUCGAAGAACAGGAAAGUGUGGUGAUUUCGCAAGUAACGACAGAAGAUACCACCGGAGAAUUCCUGGUAGAAUCAAGAAUAGAUCAGGCCCAGAUGACUUCGGAGACCUUGGAAACCGUCUCAGUUUCCGAAGUGCGUUCGGAACGUGGCGUUCAGGAGAUAAAGAAGAAGAAAUCGAAGAAAACCGCUACGCUUCGCGAAUCCGUGACCCAAGUACAGCGCGAGAGUCAAGAAAUCGUUAAGGAACAAAGAGCAGAGGAGAUUCUGGAAAUUAGCGAAUUACCAAGCGAGACAGUGGCGCCACUAGAGGAGAAGCCGAAGCGGAAGCGCGCGAAGCCGGAGAAGAAGGCACCGGUCGAAGAGAGGGCGACGGUCACGGAAGUGACGGUUGAACAAAUAAUCGAGGAACAGAAGGAGAACAUAGCGAGGGAGGUCGAAGAGAUCCUGGACGUCCUGAACGCGAAGGAAUUCGGUCCUGGCGAGUUGCCUUUGCAAGAACUGGCGACUAUUGGCUACCUGGUGCGCCAAGGCGUUUCCGUUAACGAGAUCAACGAGAGCCUCUAUAAGACUGAUAAGUUCCCGGCUCUGAGGACACCGGAUGCUCAGAAUGCUCUUGUUCAGCUGGUUGAGAGGGAAGGUCAUGGUCCUCUUAUUUCUCAAGUACUCACUGAGGAAACAACUACGGAUGAAAGUGUCGUUGCUGCUACUGUUGGCUUCAGGGCCUUCAUGAGGAUGGUGGAACUCGAACAUGCCACUGUUGAAGAGGUCAUCACCCACUUCGCUCCGGAAGACUUCCGGCCACAUGCUUGGGAGGUCGCAGAACCCACUGAGGUCGAUACCGAACAACGAUUUACUGAGAACGUAGAGAUUACCCAGAAGAGAGAAGUCCACGUGUUGGAAAGACAAGAAGAAACGAAGGCUGUUCGAGUACAGGAUGUUCAAGAAAUAAAAGAAUACGAGGACAUACGGCAGGCACACACAACACUGCAAAUCAAACGCAAAGAUAGGAAACCAAAGGAUCAGCCUCGUAUUGAGGAUACCACGGAGGAUAGGGUCGAGGGGGUUCAGGUUGUAGAGUUGAUCAAGGAUGACGAACAACCCCAGCAGCCCCAGGACACCCUGGUACAAGAGGAAGAGAUCAUUGUCGUUGAGAAAGACUCGAAGGGCAGACUGACUCGUAGCCAAAAGAAACGUAGAGAAUUAGAGAAGGAUAUCGAGCAGGAAGUAACGUUAGAGAAGCAGCGUAGGAUUAGGAAAAUAAUGAAACCGAGAAAAUCGGAUAUCGGGGAGGACGAUUUAGAAUUUGAGGAAAUCGAGGAGUUCGUUACUGUUCAGGAUAGAUCGGUACCUUCGGUCGCUCUAAAUGUCUCCAGUCAGUUGCAUGAGGUCAUCCCGCUGGGUCAGGCAGCCGAGACGGCACCGGGUAAACCGGAUGCGGAAACGGCUAGAGUCACGGUCGAUACCGUGAACGCUCUUACGGAACAAAUAGUACCGGUUCAGGAAAAGGAGAUCGAUGAUAUUUCGGAACUGAAACCAGAUUCCCAUCGGGCUUCCGUAACCAUUUCCCCUGUAGAACCCUAUUCCACCACGGAAACCACAGCGCAAAGUGUUACUGGCGAAUUUUCCGAUACGUUUAAGCCGACGUCCUACGAGGCGAGACCCGCCUUCGUACCGUCAGAGAGUCUCAUUGUCAGCGAGACCCUUGUAGAUUCUUCCACGUCUAGUCUAACUGUUAAGUCUGAUACCUCGAAGAAGGCUGAGGUCUCUGUAACUCUUCAGGAAGCAACAACAGUGUACGAGACAAAUGUAAAUCAGAAUGAAGUUCCGACGGAAGACUUUGUCACUCCGCGAACAGCCAAGGCUGAGGACACGGUCCUGCCUCAGGUAGGAUUAUCGGUGUACGAGGUCCAGGAAGGUCUGGUUGAAGAGAAGCUUGAACCUCUAAAGACUAUAGCAACGAAACCAAGAGUGAACAUAACCUCGAAGGAAUCUUUGAUAGUCGAGGAAGUCCUUGCGGAGGACAAGCCUGGUAAGUAUUAUCCGGAACUGAUUGUACCCACUGAAGUGGCUACGCAAUCGGUGAUAUCGCAACAGCAAACAAUCACUGAAGUGAUGCAGGCGCCGGAGAAAGAAGGUGAAUACGUACCGGGACGGAUGCCACCUAGUCAACAGGCACAGGUUGGUAUUUCAACCGGAGAAGCCGCCAUUGUUCGCGAACAACCUGUGCAAGAGAGCGAAGGUGUGUUCGCGCCUGAUCGUAAAGUUGAUUCGUUCACUGCUGAAAGUAAUGUCAACUUGCUUGAAAGUAUCACUGUGUCGACUGUUGAUUCUCAACAUCACGAAUCGGCACUCACUGUUGAGGAGAGUAAGAAGGUCACGGCUGACCUUAAUAUCGUUGAGCAAACCUCAGUCGUUACUCUUGAGACUGUCACUUCGGAAAAAGAACGUGAGUACAAACCAGAUGAGAAGCCCACUACGAAGAUGGCUGACACUUCAAUUUUCCCAUUGGAAGUUGGUUCCGUGUCGGCUUUGAUCAUACAGGAGUCCGAAGGCGAAUACAGUCCUGAUAAGAAACCACUCGCUGCGCUUGCAGAGACUUCAGUCAGACCGGAAGAAUACUUUGAAGUUUCAGAGGUUCAAACAGCUGACUAUCCAGCGGAAUUCAAGGACAGUCUGAAGUUCGUCACUGAAAGCAGUACCGUGUCGGUUCAGUUGAGCGAGGCCAAAAUUAUAGAGGAAACUCUCAUUCAUGAUCGCGAAGACGAAAUGAAGGACGCCGUUAGACCGGAUGAACAAACUAUCGAGACUUCCUACAAAGCGAUCAAGGGAGUUGAAGUUUUCCAAACUACUUCGGUAGAAAAGGAGGGCGAAUUACAGGUGUAUGAUUUACCAGAGAGUCACAAAGGAAAGGCAGUACCAACACAACCGGUACAGUCUCUUCAGGUAGAAGAAACUCAACCCGAUGAUAACCUUAGCGACAUCACCAAGGAUCUGCCAUCCAUGGCGAAGGCCAAAGUAAAGCAAACAAAUCUUCAGGAAACCGUAGUGGACGAGACUGUUCCUGCGGAAGGUCUUGCGCCUGUAGAAAAAGACAAGGUACCGGACUUCAAGGUAGCUGAAGUUGCCCUGAAUGAGAUAGAAGGUGUGCACACAACCGAGGUCGUGGUUACUGAGAAAGAAACAGAAUACGCGGAGGUUACCCAAGCCAAAGAGGUUUUUGCAACUACGGAAUUCGCGACGCAGGUCGCCGCAACCCACGAGGAGGUCAGAACUGAGUCACCAACUGGUGAAGUUCCUGAAGAGAAGCCUACCAGGGGAACAGCGAUACAGACGCAACUUCCACUGGAGAGCAUAACUGUGAACCUUCAGGAAAUUGCCGAAAAGGAAGAUAUCUACCAAGCUGAUGUCAAACCUGAUCAGAAAACCGCUAACGUCGAAUAUUCCGAAGCGAAACCAGGUGCAACAGUCCUAGAAGUACUGACUCACGAUGCUGAGAACAUCUACACGCCUGAAACGAAGCCUCAGGACUUCACGGCCCAAACGUCAUUCACAGGACACCCUAUAGCUGUCAAAUCAGAAACAGUAAUCGAAGACAGUACUGGAAAGAUGAGUAUCGAACAGCCAAGGAGCACGAAAGCUUUUGAGAAGCAAGAGGCAUUUGAGGAAUUGAUAAUUACUGAAACGCACAUUGGUGAAGUGGAGAAGCCUAGAGAAGACGACGUGAAGCCUUUGAGUCAAAAUGCUGACGUCAAUAUGACUACCACUGAAAAUUUGACAGUGACUGAAGUUGUCAGCGAACUCAAGGAAAACGUUCUCACUGUCGAAGAAAAACCAAAAGAACGUACAGUCGUCGUAGAUUUAAUUUCUGGUCACGAAGUGGCCCAAACCCAAGAAACCAUCAUAGCCAACAACGUAGACGAGCUAGCGGAAGUAAAACCAAAAUCCGCGAGUGCAACUCAAAAACAAGAAGGCCUGGAAAUCGUUCAACAUUCGGAAACAUCCGUUUCGGAGAAAGAAGCUCCAUUGGAGAUGGACAUUAAACCGGAAAGUAAAACAGUGGACGUAACGUUCGAAGAGGGCGAAGGUAUCAAGAUCACAACGACGCAGCCUGAAGAUAAGGAAGGUCAAUUGGAAGAUCAAGUAAAACCAAAAACAGUCGAAGCCACUGUAGAUUUUGAGGUUCAAGGUGUGGCGUCUAAAUUUGAAAUUCUAACCGAUACCGGAAUUUCCGAAUUGACUACCGAAAUUCCCAAAGAUGUCAAACCGAAGACCACUCUUCUGCCUUUCGAAAGUGUCAUAGCCGAGGAGGUGCUCACCAGAGAAACCGAAGCGCCGUUUUCCGAGAUUCUUCCAACUGACAAGAGAGCUCACCUCGAGUUCCAGGUCGGUGAGGGUUUGAUCGUUUCCGCCGUCACCGUAGAGGACAAAGAGAGUCAGUUACCAGAAGCUGAAAAGCCUCAAAGUAAAUUAGCAACGUUUGAUGUUCCCACUCACGGGGUCGCCCAAGUGACUGAAACAGUUACCGAGGACAAUACUGCUAAGUUCAGUCCAAAAGCGACUGAAACUGCCACAGCAAGUGCUGACCACGUGACAUUCCAUAGCGUGAUCACUUCGGAAACGUCGACUGGAGACCUUGAACAGCCUCUAACAGACUUUGUCAAACCGGAAGAGAAGAAGGUCAGCGUGGCAUUCGAGGAAGUUGUUGGCAUGACUGUUACUCAAACAAUAGCAGAGGACAAGGAGCAGGAGUACGAAGGCAAACCGGAAGUAGAAGGUAAAAAAGCCACAACGAGUUACGACGCACACAAAGUAGCCGAAUUGACUGAAGUAACACUAGCGACUCACCCUGGUGAUUUGGACACUAAGAAGCCAGAAUCCGCCGUCGCAAAGGAGGAGCGUUUGCCUUUCGAAAGUAUCGUCCAGACGGAAGCUAUUGUAUCUGAAACAGAAAAAGAAUUCCAUGAGAAGCCUGCACUGGCUACGAACACUGCAAAUGUCACUAUUGGCGAGAAUAUUAACGUGACGAUAACGGAAGUCACUACUGAAGACAGAGAGAGCACUUUCGAAGUUCCCGAAAAACCAGCCGAGCGAGUCGCGUUAGUUGACGUCACGGGACACGUGAUAGCUGAGAAGUCUGAAGUAACACCGGACUUCAGUACCGAAAAAUUAGAAGAAACGAAACCAGUAUCAGCGUCAGCUAUCCCAUCUCAAAUGCCACUGGAAAGUAUCGUUCAAUCUGUAACGGAAGUUGCGGAAGCUGAAGGUCCAUUGUCAAAGGACAAACUGCCUUUGCAAGCCAUAGCUGAUUUCUCAGUGGUCGAAGAACAAGGAAUAGUAGUAUCUUCGGUCACAUUGGAAGAUAAAGAAGAACUAUACAAACCCAGAGAACUUCCGGAAAUACGUACAGCUGACAAGACCUUAGCUGGUGGCCACGUGGUAGCACAGACUACUGAGCACGUCGUUGACUUCAGCACAGAAAAUCUUACCGAAGAGAAACCAAUUUCUUCCAUUGCUAAAAGGGAACAGAUACCAUUCACUCCAGUUGUCCAAACGCAACCAAUUGUCCAGGAGAAAGAGGACAACUUUGUACCUGAUAGAAAACCGGAAGACAGGACCGCAAAUGUUGAUUUCGAAUUGGACAGAACUGUCACUGUCUCUGAGGUCACUCUUGGUGAUAAAGAAUUAACGUAUACCCCGGAACAACAACCUUCAGAACGUGUUGCGUCUUUAAACAUCAACCAGACCCACGAAAUAGCCGAAACUUCAUCCAUUGUUGUCGAAGACACCUUCAAAGAUGUUGAAUAUCAGAAACCGGAUACCAAAGUGGCGUUAUCUACACAGGAAGUGUAUCAGAGCGUGAUAGUAUCUCAGGAUAUUUCACAGGACCAAGAGCAACCUUUCGAAGGUAAAUUUAAACCGGAAACGAAAGAUAUUACUGUGUCGGUUGAAGAAGGGAAGCGCGUGACUACUGUCACCGAGGUAAUAACAGAGAACAAAGAAGGUUCGCUGGAUGAUCUGAAGAAACCAAAAGAUCAGUCUGCAAAACCUGCGAUUGUAUCUGGUCACGAAGUGGCAGAGAAAUCCGAAGUAAUACCUAGUAUGGGCACUGGUGAAAUUGAAGUAAUAAAGCCCAUAACAGCCACAGCUCACGUGGGACAGAAGCCGUUCGAAACUGUUGAAAUGUCUGAAGAAAUACUUGGUGAGAAGGAAAUUGAUAGAUUGGAAGUAAAACCAAUAACGAGCAAAGCGAGAAUUACUUUGGACGAAGAGAAGUCAAUAACAGUGACGGAGACUACGACGCAGGAUGUCGAAUCUGAAUUCACAGAGCCAAAGAGACCUCAACAAGGCACAGCGAAAACUUCGAUCGAAGGCAAAGAAGUUGCUGAGCAGAGUGAAGUCACCCCGAGAGAAGGUGUUGAGGAAAUGUCAAUUCCAAAGCCGAUCACAGCUUCAGCUCAUGAGACCCAAUCGACCUUGGAAAGUCUGAGCAUCAGUGAAGCUGUUGCUGAAGAGCUCAGUAAAGAUUUCGAAGGGAAAUUCAAACCCGAUGAGAAACAAGUUAACAUCAGCUUCGUGGAAGGAAAGAGUAUUUCGGUAAGUCAGGUGGUUGCAGAAGACAAAGAAGUUGAGGUUAGCAUCACGAAGUAUCUGGAAAGUACAGCUCAGGUCAAGCUGACUCACGUUGGUAGAGACGUGGCUCAACAGGAAGAAGUAAUUUUAGGACAAAAUGUAGGAAGCGUCGAACCGUUCGAAAGUGACAAGCGCACAGCUCAUCCCAAGCAGGAUGUAUUCGAGCCUGUUAUUAUUGAGGAAGUUCCUGUGGGGGAAACAGAAAAAGAUUUUCAAGAUUUUCCAAAAUCAAUUGCGACUUCCGCUGUGCCUACCUUCGAGGAAGGGCACAGUAUCUCUGUGACGGAGGUUACGUCUGGUGAAGUUGAAAUUAGUCUGGAAGAUAAGAAGUUGAUGGAAUCGAGAACAGCUAUCAGUACUGUCAUUAUGGAACAUGGUUCUAUCGAGACAACAAUGGUUGAAUCCCAGGUUAAUAUACCAUCUGGAAAAGAGUUGGAGGAGAAGUUCACACCCCAACAGGCUGUUCGAGGUCAAGAACCUUAUGAAAGUAUAACAGUUACAGAAAGUCUGGUUGAAGAAUCUGAGAAGCCAUUCGAAGGUAGAUUCAAACCAGCAACACAGACAGCUAGUGUUGAUAUUCAGGAAGUGAAGUCCCUUCAAAUAUCUGAAACUGUGACGGAAGACAAGGAAGAUACUUUUGCUCCAAUGCAAAAGCAUGUGGAAGCGCAAGCCAAACCUGAAUUCAGCGUCUUCGAAAGUGUGGAGAAAUCGGAGGUAGAGACGAUUCAAACAAUUGGGCAUGUUGAAGAUAAAAAACUUAUUUCAUCACAGGCCACGUUGACGCAAACGACGUUAGAAAGUGUGACGAAUAUCGAAACGACCGUCGGAGAACGUGAAGAAAUCUUUGAGGGUAAAUUUAGACCCGAAGAACAGAAAGGUCGACCUCAAUGGGACGGUUUGAGUUCAGUUACCAUAACUGAAGUUGUGUCUAACGAGACUGAAGAUGUGCUUGCGAAACUUGAAAUACCAAAAGAUCAAAAGGCCCUGCCAAAUAUUUCCGGCAGAGAAAUCGCGGAAACAAGUCAGGUACUCACCGUGGCGAAUGUCGAAGAACUUGCAAAACCUACAGUUCCUGAAGAACAAAAGGGAAAACCAAAGGUAGAUGAAUUAGCGUCACUUACUAUUUCUCAAAUAAUUUCGAACGAAGCUGAAGAACUCCUUCCUAGUCCCGAAGUGCCUAAUGAGAAAACAGCUCAACCUAAUCUCUUCGGUAGAGAAAUAGCUGAGACGACGCAGAUAUUGACAGUAUCGAAUGUUGAAGAACUUGAAAAGCCAAAAGCUCCAGAAGAGCAAAAGAUCAGACCACGUCUCGACGAGCUUACGUCGCUCACAAUUUCUCAGGUUGUUUCCAGCGAAACUGAACAGCUGUUACCCAGUCCUGAAGUACCUACAGAGAAAACAGCUCAGCCUAACCUCUUCGGUAGAGAAAUAGCUGAAACGACGCAGAUAUUGACAGUAUCGAAUGUUGAAGAACUUGAAAAGCUUAAAGCUCCAGAAGAGCAAAAGAUCAAACCACGUCUCGAUGAGCUUACGUCGCUCACAAUUUCUCAGGUUGUUUCUAGCGAAACUGAACAGCUGUUACCCAGUCCUGAAGUACCUACAGAGAAAACAGCUCAGCCUAACCUCUUCGGUAGAGAAAUAGCUGAAACGACGCAGAUAUUGACAGUAUCGAAUGUUGAAGAACUUGAAAAGCUUAAAGCUCCAGAAGAGCAAAAGAUCAAACCACGUCUCGAUGAGCUUACGUCGCUCACAAUUUCUCAGGUUGUUUCUAGCGAAACUGAACAGCUGUUACCCAGUCCUGAAGUACCUACAGAGAAAACAGCUCAGCCUAAUCUGUUCGGUAGGGAAAUAGCUGAGACUACCCAGGUGUUGACAGUAACAAAUGUUGAGGAACUUGAAAAGUCUAAAGCUCCUGAUGAACAGAAAAUCAGACCACGUCUAGAUGAGCUGACAUCACUCACGGUUUCUCAGGUUGUUUCUAACGAAGCUGAACAAUUGCUUCCCAGUCCAGAAGUACCAACCGAGAAAACAGCUCAGCCUAAUCUAUUCGGUAGGGAAAUAGCUGAGACAACUCAAGUCUUGACAGUAUCGAAUGUUGAAGAACUUGAAAAGCCUAAAGCUCCAGAAGAGCAAAAGAUCAAACCACGUCUCGAUGAGCUGAAGUCGCUUACAGUUUCUCAAGUCGUUUCUAACGAAGCUGAACAGCUAUUACCCAGUCCUGAAGUUCCUACCGAAAAGACAGCACUGCCAAAUCUGUUUGGAAGAGAAAUAGCAGAGACCACUGAAGUGUUGACAAUCUCGAAUGUUGAAGAGCUAGAGAAAGCAAAACUUCCAGAAGAACAAAAAGGCAAACCACGACUGGAGGAGCUAUCGUCACUCACUGUUUCUCAAGUAGUGUCCAACGAAGCUGAAGAAUUGCUUCCUUCUCCUGAAGUUCCUACGGAAAAGACAGCACUACCAAAUCUAUUUGGUAGAGAAAUAGCUGAGACAACUCAAGUCUUGACAGUAUCGAAUGUUGAAGAGCUUGAGAAGCCUAAGGCGCCUGACGGACAAAAGAUCAAACCACGUUUGGAUGAACUGACGUCCCUAACUAUUUCUCAGGUCGUUUCCAAUGAAGCUGAACAACUACUGCCAAGUCCGGAAGUUCCCACUGAGCAGAUGGCACAGCCUAAUCUCUUUGGUAGAGAAAUAGCACAGACCACUCAAGUACUAACAGUGUCCAAUGUCGAAGAACUGGUAAAGAGCAAAGUGCCUGAGGAACAAAAGGGAAUACCAGAGCUAGAGGAAAUGAGUUCUGUAACGAUAUCCGAAGUAGUUUCGAGUGAAACUGAAAAUAUUUUAGAAAGUGCAGAAGUUCCAAAAGGACAAAGAGCAAUGCCGAACCUGUCAAGCAGGAAAGUGGCCCAAACUAUCGAGGUAGAGACAGUGACUAACGUGGAAGAACUACCAAAAGAAAAGGCACCGGAAAGCCAGAAAGGAAGACCAAAUUUGGAAGAGUUAUUAUCUCUCUCGGUAUCCGAAAUAACCUCCAGUGAGAUGGAGAAUUUAUUACCAAGUCCAGAGGUACCAACUAAACAAAUAGCAGAGCCAAAUCUAUCAGGUAGACAAGCGGCAGAGACAUCUCAGGUACUAACCUCAAACAUAACGGAAGAAAUUCCAAAACAGAAAGAACCGGAAUCUAAGAAAAUCAUUCCAGAGCAGAUACCAUUCGAGAGUCUCGAGCAGACUCAGCCAAUAACACAAGAAAGUGAAACGAAUCUGAUUCUCGAAAAAGCCAUAUCCAGCGUGCAAGCGGAUGUGAGCUUCCAAGUGACUGAGAGUCUUGUGAUAACUCAGGUAACACCAAAUGAGAAGGAAUCGAAGGAGGUCAUAAAGGGCGUGCCGACAGAGGUCAGCGCUCAACCUGAUGUUGUAAGACGUGAAGUAGCCGUAAAGUCCGAAGUCCUUCCCGAGGGUGUAGUAUCCGAAUUUAAUGUAGAGAAACCGAGCGCCAAAGUGGCCAAGGAAGUCGAGGAAAUAAAACAUAGCUUGAUAGUAACCGAACUUCAAACAGCGGGUGAACUAGAGUCAGAAAUGCCCGAGUCUGUUAAGCCUUUCUCAAAGUUAGUCAAUGUCUCGUUCGAGGCUGACCACCUGGAACAAAUAGUUGAAACAACAGAAGCACGAGCGCAACAACACACCACAACAUUAACACAACACACUACUAAACACGAAUACCCCGAUACAACACAGCAACCGACUAUUGAAUCUGACACCGAAGUCACCGAAGAGUACACGACGAAGUUCAGACGUGGAAGUAAGGACGAGGAUACAUCGGCUGUAAAGACAAAAACCACUAUUAUUCGUAAAAAGAAGUCGUCGUCGCCGAAUGAAGAUAACGUGGUAGUGAUUGAAGAAGAACUCGAAGAUAUAAAAUCGGCGCUGCCAACCAUACCGAAGAAACAGUUUAUGCCGAUUGAAGAAGUAACCGACACUUAUGAUGUAGAAGAAAUUAAGCCAUCAAGAAUUGAAGAGGCGGAAGAGGUUCCAAAACCAGAAGAAACUAAAAUUGAAGUAAAAGUUAUCGAUAUACAGCAAGAUGGAAAGAAUAAAAAGAUCGUGAAGAAGAAGAUUAUUAAGAAGCGUGGAAAGAAACGACAGGUUACUGAAGAAACUACGGUUGAGGAAGAGGGCAAAGAACCGAUUACAACAGUAGUUACGAAACCUAUUGAAGAUAUUCUCGAUGAUGAAACCGUAGAGGAUAUGUCCGAAUUUGCGGAAGAAACGCCUAUCGAGAAUGAGGAAAUUCGUGAACAAGUCAGCAUUACUAAAGAGGUCACUCCAGAGGGAAAAGCUAAGAAGACUACUAAAAAGAAGAUUCUAAAAAAGCUGGGAAAGAAACAUCAAGUGACUGAAGAGGUCACUGUCGAAGAAGAGGGCAAAGCUCCGGUAACCACCAUUACUGAGAAACCAGUUGAAGAAAUCAUCCCUGAUGAGUCAACUGAACCACUUCCAGUAACGCAAUUCGAGACACCAACCGAGACUGAAGAAGUCCGGGAACAGGUAACAGUAACCGAAGAGAUCACUCAUGAAGGCAAACCUAAGAAAACUACUAAAAAGAAGAUUAUCAGAAAGAAGGGCAAGAAGCAGCAGGUAACUGAAGAGGUUACUGUUGAAGAAGAGGGCAAGGCUCCAGUUAAAACUGUUACUGAGAAGCCAGUUGAAGAAAUCAUUCCUGAUGAAUCAACUGAACCGCUCACAAUGACAGAAUUACAGAGACCAACAGAAACUGAAGAAGUCCGUGAACAGGUAACAGUAACUGAAGAAAUCACUCAUGAAGGCAAACCUAAGAGAACUACUAAAAAGAAGAUUAUCAGAAAGAAGGGCAAGAAGCAGCAGGUAACUGAAGAGGUUACUGUUGAAGAAGAGGGCAAGGCUCCAGUUAAAACUGUUACUGAGAAGCCAGUUGAAGAAAUCAUCCCUGAUGAAUCAACUGAACCGCUCCCAGUAACAGAAUUCCAAAGACCAGCGGAAACUGAAGAAGUCCGCGAACAGGUAACAGUAACUGAAGAAAUAACUCAUGAGGGCAAACCUAAGAAAACUACUAAAAAGAAGAUUAUCAGAAAGAAGGGCAAGAAGCAACAGGUAACUGAAGAGGUUACUGUUGAAGAAGAGGGCAAGGCUCCGGUGACCACUGUUAUUAAGAAGCCAGUUGAAGAAAUCAUCCCUGAUGAAUCAACUGAAACACUUCCAAUGACAGAAUUACAGAGACCAACAGAAACUGAAGAAGUCCGUGAACAGGUAACAGUAACUGAAGAAAUCACUCAUGAAGGCAAACCUAAGAAAACUACUAAAAAGAAGAUUAUCAGAAAGAAGGGCAAGAAGCAACAGGUAACUGAAGAGGUUACUGUUGAAGAAGAGGGCAAGACUCCAAUUAAAACUGUUACUGAGAAGCCAGUUGAAGAAAUCAUUCCUGAUGAAUCAACUGAACCGCUCCCAGUAACAGAAUUCCAAAGACCAGCGGAAACUGAAGAAGUCCGCGAACAGGUAACAGUAACUGAAGAGAUCACUCAUGAGGGCAAACCUAAGAAAACUACUAAAAAGAAGAUAAUCAAAAAGAAGGGCAGGAAGCAACAGGUAACUGAAGAAGUCACUGUUGAAGAAGAGGGCAGAGCUCCAGUGACAACUAUUACAGAAAAACCAAUAGAAGAAGUUUUGUACGAAACCAUCAAACCAUUAUCAGUGCCUGAAUUGGACCAGCCUAAAGAGUCAGAGGAGGUUCGUGAACAGGUGACGGUGACAGAGGAAAUAACUCCCGAAGGUAAAUCGAAGAAAGUAAUUAAAAAGCAAGUUGUCAAGAAGAAGGGAAGAACGCAACAAGUAACUGAAGAAGAAACUGUUCAGGAGGAAGGAAAAGCUCCAGUAACACGAGUGAUUGAAAGACCGAUUGAAGAGAUCAUUUUCGAUGAAACAACUGGACCGAUUUCAGCGAUAAAGGCUGUGAAGCCUAUUGAAACUGAAGAAGUUCGAGAACAGGUUACCGUUACUGAAGAAGUCACUCACGAUGGCAAACCAAAAAGAAUCAUAAAGAAGAAGAUCAUCAAGAAGAAGGGCAGAAAACAGCAAGUUACAGAAGAAGUAACAAUUCAAGAAGGAGACAAGGCCCCUGUAACAAAAGUCAUUGAAAAGCCUGUAGAAGAAGUAUUGUACGACGAGACAACACAGUCAAUUCCCACAAUGGAAUUAGUACAACCUGGAGAAAGUGAAGAAAUUCGCGAACAGGUAACAGUCACUGAGGAGGUCACUCAUGAAGGUAAGCCUAAGAAAGUCAUUAAGAAAAGGAUCUUUAAGAAGAGAGGAAGAAAACAACAAGUUACUGAAGAAGAAACCAUUAUCGAGGAAGGCAAAGCUCCUAUAACAACAGUGACCGAAGUACCUGUUGAAGAAAUUCUUUACGACAAACCUGCUGAAAUUAUCCUGGUGCCUGAAACAGUGAAGCCUGAUGAUGUUGAAGAGGUUCAGGAACAGGUGACUGUGACAGAAGAAGUUACGUUGACAGGCAAACCAAAGAAAGUAACGAAAAGGCGCAUCACCAGUAAGAAGGGCAAGAAGCAACAGGUCACUGAAGAAGAGACUGUUGAAGAAGAAGGUAAAGCUCCUGUAACAACGGUAAUUGAGAAACCAGUUGAAGAGAUUCUGUAUGACGAAACAACUGAACCGUUGCCAGUUGUAGAAUUUGGUAAGCCAACUGAAUCUGAAGAAGUGCGUGAACAGGUUACGGUUACCGAGGAGACGACACCAGAAGGUAAAACGAAGAAAGUCAUCAAGAAGAAGAUCAUUAAAAAGAAGGGAAAGAAACAACAGGUUACUGAAGAAGAAACAGUUGUAGAGGAUGGUAAAGCUCCUGUGCUAACUGUGACUGAAAAGCCAGUUGAAGAGAUUAUCUAUGACGAAACCACUGAACCAUUGCCAAGUGUAGAGUUUGAAAAACCAACUGAAUCAGAAGAGGUACGAGAACAAGUAACUGUGACUGAGGAAAGAACACCUGAAGGUAAAACGAAGAAGGUCAUCAAGAAGAAGAUUAUCAAAAAGAAGGGAAAGAAACAACAAGUUACUGAAGAAGAAACCGUUGUCGAGGAUGGCAAAGCUCCGGUUGUAACUGUCACUGAAAAACCCAUUGAAGAAAUUCUCUAUGACGAAACUACGGAACCCCUACCAACUUUAGAGUUUGGAAAACCAACUGAAUCUGAAGAGGUAAGGGAACAAGUAACUGUAACUGAGGAAAAAACACGCGAGGGUAAAACAAGGAAAAUUAUUAAAAAGAAAAUUACCAAAAAGAAGGGGAAGAAGCAACAAGUAACUGAAGAAGAAACAGUUGUCGAAGAUGGUGCAGCUCCGAUUGUAACAGUAACUGAGAAACCUGUUGAAGAAAUUAUUUACGACGACAGGGUUGAACCAUUGCCUGGGCCUGAAUUAGUUAAACCAUUCGAAUCUGAAGAAGUGCGCGAACAAGUUACUGUUACCGAAGAGACGACUCCAGAAGGUAAAACAAAGAAAGUCAUCAAGAAGAAGAUCAUUAAAAAGAAAGGAAGGAAACAACAGGUUACCGAAGAAGAAACAGUUGUAGAAGAAGGUAAAGCUCCUGUGCUGACAGUAACUGAAAAACCAGUUGAAGAAAUUCUAUAUGAUGACACUGUCCACGCCUUCCCAGGCCCAGAAAGCGUUAAACCUGUUGAAUCAGAGGAAACUCGUGAACAGGUGACAGUAACCGAAGAAAUAACACACGAGGGCAAACCUAGAAAAGUGAUUAGGAAGAAGAUCUUCAAAAAGAAAGGUAAGAAGCAACAAGUAACAGAAGAACAGACUGUGCUAGAGGAAGGCAAAGCUCCAGUGACAACAGUCACUCAGUUACCAGUCGAAGAGGUCAUUUAUGAUGAUUCUCUUGUGCCUCUCGCUGCUCCUGAAUUUAUCGAACCCACUGAAUCAGAAGAAGUUCAGGAACAAGUGACAGUGACAAAGGAUAUAACACCGGAGGGUAAAGAGAAGAAGAUUAUCAAGAAGAAGAUAAUCAGAAAGAAGGGACGAAAGCAACAAGUGACUGAAGAAGAGAUCAUUGAAGAGCAAGGAAAAGCUCCUGUGACUAAAGUCACUGAAAAGCCAGUGGAAGAAAUUCUUUACGACGAAACCACUGAACCUUUGCCGGUGCCUGAAUUCAUGAAGCCUGAUGAAAGUGAAGAAGUUCGUGAACAAGUAACUGCUACCGAAGAAAUCACACCUGAGGGUAAACGUAAGAAAGUUAUCAAGAGACGUAUUAUCAAAAAGAAAGGUAAGAAACAGCAAAUCACUGAAGAAGAAACUGUAGUGGAGGAUGAUAAGGCUCCAGUGACCACUAUUACUGAAAUACCUGUUGAAGAAAUACUUUACGAUGAAACAGCUAAACCAUUACCUGCACCAGAAAUGAUAACACCUGAUGAAACAGAAGAAGUACAGGAAGAGGUAACCGUCACUCAGGAAACAACAAAGGAAGGCAAACCAAAGAAAAUCAUUAAAAAGAGAAUUUCUAAGAAGAAGGAUAAUAAGCGACAAGUCACUGAUGUGAUAACUGUUGAAGAAGAGGGUAAGGCUCCUGUUACAUCGGUUAUCGAACAACCCGAGGAAGAGAUAAUUUCAGAAGAGACAAUUAAGCCUCUUCCUGAAAUGAAAGAGAUUGCACCUACAGAUGUUGACGAAACUCGUGAACAAGUAACAGUGACUGAGGAAGUAACUCAUGAAGGAAAACUAAAGAAAGUCACCAAGAAACGUAUCGUCAAAAAGAAGGGCAUCAAACAACAAGUAACAGAACAAACAACAGUUGAAGAAGAAGGAAAGGCCCCAGUAACUGAAGAGAUUGAACAACCAGUUGAGGAAGUCUUAUACGACGAAGAAAUUCAACCAGGAGAUGAAAAGUCUCCCGAAGAUGAAACUGUGCGCCAUCAACUGACUGUGACUGACGAGAUCACGCCUGAAGGUAAAUCCAAGAAGAUCAUCAAAAAGAGGAUUACGAGAAAGAAGGGAAAACGCCAAAAAGUUACGGAAGAAGUUACUAUUCAAGAAGAUGGAAAAGAACCUAUCACUUCUGUCAUUGAACAACCAGAAGAAGAUAUUAUAUUCGAUGAACCUAUCGAGACUUCGACAGCUACAAAACCAAUGAAAAAGGUUAAGAAAAUUAUCAAAAAGAAGCCAAAACAUCCAGGCGAAGUUGAAGAACAACCAGAACUCCCGGAAGACGUUUCCAAGGAUGUUAAGGAACCAAAACAAAAAGCAAAACCUGGAUUGGUGAAGAUGCAAAUAACAGAAGUCAAGCCAACCAAGUUGAAGAUCGGAAAACCUGAACCCGAGCAGCCGCAAUUUGCACAGAUUAAACUAAAGAAGGCUCCAAUAGUGAAACGAAAGGAUGGAAAGAAAGAUAAAUUCCCGAAGGUCCUUCUGCGCAGUCGUAUCAAAUUCUUCGAUUGGCCACCUGGCAUGAGGUUCCCAAAAAUAAGUUUCCUCGAACCAAUAGACGUUCAAAAUGGUGAACUCUCUCGAAAUGUGGAGGAUGCAUUAAAACUAAAAAAGAUCAAACAAAAGAAACGUAAGCCUCAGGAAAGAGAUGAAGUUGAUUUAGAGAAACUUGAUCUGGAAUUCGAAGAACUGAAGAAAGUCCCGCUAGAAAAGGUUGAAGACCAAUCAGUUUAUGAAAGACAACCUAAACCAGAAAAGCCGAAAGAAAAACCAAAAGAGAAGCUAAAAAUUGGUAAAGGUAAAGUUCCUGAAAAGGAAGAGGAGGAACCAGAGAAGGUCAGUUUGAAGAAAAUUCCUCAGAAGGAGACUAAAGAUACCGAAGAAUUGAAGCCUACUCCUAAAAAGAAAGAGAAAGCCGCUCCUGAAAAGAAACCAAAGGAUCAAGCUGAAUAUCCUGAAGCUCCUGAAUUUAAACCAUAUGAUAUUGACUUUACCGAACCAGAGCAUGCUGAGCGAGAACCACUGGAAUUCGGCCAAGAGGAAAAACCUGUUAUUGGACCAGAAGAAAAGAAAAAACCAAAACGCAAACCUAAGAAACCAAUACAAGAAGAGGAGCAAAUUCCAAUAGUCCCCGGAAUUCCUAAGAAAAAGGAACCAGAAGAAACUCCGGAUAAGAAAUUCCGAAUUCCUCAACGAGACAAACCCGACGAGGAUAAAGAAGAUGUUAACCUAAAGCCCUGGAUAAAGCCAAAAGAUGCCAACGAAGAAGAAAAACCACACGACGAUACUCUUAAAUUUAUUCCAUCUGACCAAGAUGAGGUCCCAGACUCCGUGGAAAUUAUAACAACUGAACAUAUUGAGGAGACUCCAGAUAAGAAACAUAAAAAGGUUACGAAAAAGCACAUUCUCAAAAAGAAAGGAAAGAAGCAACAAGUGGUUGAAGAAACAACCGUUGAGGAGGACGGAAAGGAACCAGUCACAACCGUUACUGAAGAACCAGUUGAAGAAAUUGUAUCUGAGAAGACAAUAGUACCAAGACCUGUUGAGGAGGCUGAAGUUCCAGAAGAUGUCGAAAUUCGUGAACAAGUUACUGUUACCGAAGUUACACCAGAGGAUGGUAAACCAAAGAAAAUCACAAAGAAAAAGAUCGCUGUGAAACGCGGUAAGAAACGAACAGUCACGGUCGAAGAAACGGUUGAAGAAGAAGGAAGCGCUCCGAUUACUACAGUGACUGAAUUACCUACAGAGGAAGUAAUCGAAGAGGAGACUUACACGCCCUUACCGAUUACCGAAGAAUUUAAACCGACCGUCGAGGAAGUGACCGAGCAAGUGACUGUAACCGAAGAAGUUACGCCCGAAGGUAUUCCAAAGAAAAUUACUAAGAAACGGAUAUUGAAAAAGAAGGGUAAAGAUCAGAAGGUAGUUGAAGAGGUCACAGUCGAAGAGGUCGGUAAAGUUCCGGUGAAGAGCAUGACUGAGAAACCUCUCGAGGAGAUUCCUGUCUUAGAGUAUCCUGAAGAAGAGCACGCAAUUCCCACAGAGGAAGUUCGCGAACAAGUUACUGUCACUCGCCAGGUAACUGCCGAAGGAAAACCAAAGAAAGUUACCAAGAAACUCAUCACCAGAAAGAGAGGCAAAAAACAACAAGUAACUGAAGAAACAGUUGUCGAAGAGGAAGGCAAAGCCCCAGUUGUUACAGUAACGGAACAGCCUAUGGAAGAGGUACUUCCUGAGGAAGAUAUGGAAGCUCUUCCUGCCCCGGAAGAAGUGACACCAACAACUGUUGAGGAAGUCAGAGAGCAAGUUACGGUAACGGAAGAAGUCACUGAGGAGGGUAAACCACGCAAGAUCGUUAAAAGGAAGAUCACGAAGAAACGCGGUAAGAAACAACAGGUUACUGAGGAAGUGACUGUUGAAGAAGAAGGUAAACCCGCUGUCACUUCCGUGACUGAAAUACCUGAAGAGGACAUUCCUGAAAGAGAUGAACCGAAAGUCGUUGAAGAGAUUCGCGAAGAGGUCAAGGUUCAAGAAGAAGUCACAUCUGAAGGAAAACCAAAGAGAAUCGUCAAAAAGAAGGUGACUAAGACUCGAGGAAAGAAACAACAAGUAACUGAAGAAGUCACAGUGAUGGAAGAAGGCAAAGCUCCAAUUACGAUUAUUAGCGAAAAACCGGUGGAAGAGAUUGUUGAUGAAGAGCCUAUCGAGUACUUCCCUGCCACCGAGGAGCAACAAGCGGUUCCCGUAGAAGAGGUACAGGAACGAAUCAGUGUUACUGAAGAGGUAACUCAUGAAGGAAAACCUAAGAAAGUGGUUAAGAAGCGCAUAACUAGGAAAAGCGGAAAGAAACAGCAAGUUACUGAAGAGAUCACCGUUGAAGAAGAAGGAAAGGCGCCAGUUAAGAGUGUAAUUGAGAAACCUGUUGAAGAAAUCGUUUUUGAUGAAACCACUUCACCAUUACCAGCUCUGGAGUAUAAGACACCUUCGGAAGUUGAAGAAGUUCGUGAACAGAUCACUGUUACUGAGGAGGUCACGCCUGAAGGAAAACCGAGGAAGACUGUUAAGAAGCGCAUCACAAAGAAGAAGGGUGAUAAACAACAGGUCGUUGAGGAAAGUACCGUUGAAGAAGAAGGAAAGGCUCCAGUUACCACGGUCACUGAAGAACCAGUCGAAGAAAUUCUCUUUGAGGAAACCAUCAAGCCUCUGCCAAUUGAAGAGGAUAAACCGGAAGUUGUGGAAGAGACCUCUGAAACUAAAGUGACAGAAGAAGUCACUCCUGAAGGCAAGCCUAAGAAGAUCACGAAAAAGCGAGUUGUAAAAAAGAAAGGAAAGAUUCAACAAGUUACUGAAGAGACCACUGUUGAAGAAGAAGGCAAAGCACCCGUUACGACAGUCAUUGAAGAGCCGAUAAAACCAAUUGAACCGGUUCCUGAAGACAAAGUCAAGACCAAGAAGGUCGUGAAACGCCCGAAGAAGACACCCAAGACACCAGAGGAAGUUGAGAAUCUUGAGGCGCUCAAAAAGAAACUGAAACCGCAAUUGGUGAAACUCGAGAUGACUGAAGUGAAACCAACAAAAUUAAAGGUCGACCAACCUGAUAAACCACAAUUCGGUCAGAUUAAGUUGAAGAAGGCUCCACUUGUUAAACGUAAGGAUGGUAAGAAGGACAAAUUCCCAAAAGUAAUACUACGAAGUCGGAUUACGUUCUUCGACUGGCCACCUGGUGAGCGAAAACCCAAAAUAUCCUUCAUCGAACCGAACGAGGUUCAAAAUGGAAUUCUUUCUCGAAACGUAGAAGAUGCUCUUAAAUUAAAGAAAAUUAAGAAGAGAAAGACAAAACUUCCUGAGAAAGAGGUGCCUGAUCUCGAAAAGUUAGACCAGGAAUUCGAAGAACUAAAGAAGGUGCCGCUGGAGAAAAUCGAAGACAAAUCGGUUUAUGAGCGACAACCAAAACCUAAAAAGCCAGAAGAGACUGAACCAGAGAAACUUAAGAUCGGCAAAGGUAAGGUUCCGAAACAGGAGGAAAAAGAGCCCGAGAAAGUGAGCCUCAAAAAGAUUCCCAAGAAAGAAGGCGAGGAACCAGAAGAGCUAAAACCAGUUCCUAAGAAGAAGGAGAAACCAGAAAAGGUUAAAAAGAUUUCAGAAGAUAAGGAACAGCCCAAACUUGCGCCAUUCGAACCACACGAUAUUGAGUUCACUGAACCCGAAAGGGAGGAAAGGGAACCCUUGGAAUAUCCUGAUGAGGAGGAACAGAAACCUGAAACUCCAGCUAAAAAGAAGCCUACGAAGAAGGUGAAGAAACCAGUCCAAGAUACUGAAGCAACUCAAAUCGUUCCUGGUAUUCCAAAGAAACCAGAAGAAGAGGAGAAACCUGAUCUGAAGUUGAAAUAUCGUCAAGGUGAAAUACCUGAGGAGAAACCCGAGGACAUUAAACUGAAACCUUGGAAAAAGCCUGGCGGUCAAGAGGACAAGGAUGCGCAGCCUGAGGAUGAAAUCAAAUUUAUUCCUAAGGAUGAUGACGUUGCUGAAACAGUGGACACAAUUGUCACUGAACAAAUAGAAGAAACUCCAGAUAAGAAACAAAAGAAAAUUAUCAAGAAGAAGAUAGUUAAGAGAAAAGGAAAAGAAAAGCCUAAGAUUACUGAAGAAGUAACUGUAGAAGAGGAUGAUAAGGAGCCUGUGACAACAAUUACUGAACUUCCUGCCGAGCAAACCAUCGAGGAUGAAACAACCGAACCAAUUCCUGAAUUGCUAGAGAAGCAAGAGCCAACUGUGGUUGAAGAGGUGCGCGAGGAAAUUAAGGUUACGGAAGAAGUAACUGAGGAAGGUAUACCUAAAAAGGUAACGAAGAAAAAGAUUGUCAAAAAACGCGGCAAGGACAAGAAGGUUACUCAAGAAGUUACUGUUGAGGAAGAAGGUAAAGAACCCGUUACGACAGUUACUGAAGAGCCACUGCCAGAAUUUGAUGAUCUGCCGGAGAUCGAAGAUUACAAGCCAUUGCCAAUUCCUGAAGCAAAGACAAAAUCCAAGAAGGUACCCAAGAAGAAGCAGCGUAAACCAAUUGAGAAAACACCAGAAGAACUGGAAAAUAUUGAAGCGAUCAAAAAGAAGCUAAGACCACAGUUGAUGAAGAUCGAAAUAACAGAGCAAAAACCAAUGAAACUGAAGAUCGGGGAGCCGGAAACUCCGACGUUUGCCAAAAUAAAAUUGAAAAAGGCACCAAUUUCUCGUAAACCAAAGGAUAAAGACGAGAAGGAUAAAUUCCCGAAGGUCUUACUUCGUAGCAGGAUCGUCCACCAUGAAUGGCCGCCAGGCAUGAAAUACCCUGCAAUAUCCUUCAUAGAACCAAACUACAUUCAAAAUGGUAUACUUUCACGUAAUAUGGAGGAUGCACUAAAAUUGAAGAAGAUCAAACGCAAGAAGACCAAACCUACAGAUAAGGAGUUGACUGAUUUAGAAAAACUGGAUUUGGAGUUUGAAGAUUUGAAGAAGACUCCUCUUGAACAGGUCGAAGAUAAAUCUAUAUAUGAGCGCCAACCCAAACCCAAGAAACCCAAAGAGGAAGAACCGGAGAAGUUGAAAAUAGGUAAAGGCAAGGUGCCUCCUAAGGAGGAGCCCGAAGAAGAAAAGGUUAAACUAAAGAAAAUCCCAACUAAGAAGCCCGAUGAACCCGAAGAGGUUGAACGUAUCCCGAAAAAGAAGGAGAAACCAGAGAAAAAGAAGGAACCGAAGGAAGAAAAGGAGUAUCCCGAACUUCCUGGUUUCGAGCCCUACGAAAUAAAAUCAGAAGAACCAGAACUUGAAGAGAGGGAACCUUUGGAAUUCCCCAAGGACGAAAAGUCACCCUCAGAAAAGCCCUCGAAGAAGAAGCCCAAAACGAAACCAAAGAAACCGGAACAGGAAGGUGAGUCCAUUCCAAUCGUUCCGGGCGUGCCCAAAAAAGAAGAGCCUGAAGAAGAACCCGAAAAGAAAUUCCGAAUUCCUCAUCGCGAUAAGCCCGAAGAACAGCCCGAAGAAAUAAAACUGAAACCAUGGAAAAAGCCCGAUGAACCUCUUGAAGAGGACAAGAAGCCCCACGAUACGAUCAAGUUCGUACCAAAGGACGAAGAUAUAGUAGAGACGGUUGAGACAAUCACAACCGAAGAAAUUGAAGAGACUGAUGAUAAGAAACCCAAGAAAAUCGUGAAAAAGAUAAUCAAAAAGCGUGGCAAAGAAAAGCCACGUGUCACGAAAGAAGUGACGGUUGUCGAAGAGGGCGUUGAGCCCGUGACGACCGUCACUGUUGAAGAUGUUGAUGAAGAUAAAUUGGAACCUCUUCCGGAAGAGAAACCGGAAGAACUACGACCGAAUGUUGUAGAAGAAGUGCGAGAAGAAGUAACAGUGUCGGAAGUUGUGACAGAAGAAGGAAAGCCAAUCAAGAUACAGAAGAAAAGAACAGUGAAGAGGCGCGGCGGUAAGGAAGAAGUUCGUGAAGAGGUAACAGUUGAAGAAGAAGGUAAAGAGCCGGUUACGACGAUAACCGAACUUCCUGAAGACAUUACACCAAAAAUACACAAAAAACCCAAACACAAAAAACCAACACAACCCACUGACGAUGAACAGGUGCCAGAAGGUGUCCUGGAGGAAACUGUGCAAGAGGAAGUUAUCGAAGAAGUCGUCGAAGAAAUACCUGGAAGAAAGAUCACAAAGAAGAAGAAGAUAAAGCCGGUGAAGGAUGAGGUUACGGAGGAGGUUGUCGAAGAAAUUGUCACAGAAGAAGUAAUUCCGGAGGAAGCAAAACCUGUCAUAGAAGAAGAGGAAAUCGUCGAAAUUGUCGAAACGCCUACGCAAAAAAUCGUCAAGAAGAAAAAGAAACCAGUCAAGAAAGAUGAACCUGAAGAAAUAGUGGAAGAAGUCAUUGAGAAGCCCAUCGAAGAGACAAUUGCCAUGGAGGAGCAGGAAAUAGUUGAAAUCGUGGAAACACCAACAAAGAAAAUUAUCAAGAAGAAAAAGGCAGUCACUCGUGACGAUGGGGUGCCUGAAGAGGUCAUUGAAGAAAUAGUCAUUAAAAAGCCAAAGAAAGAAAAGGCAAAGCCUGUCGUAGAGGAAGAGGAAAUUGUGAAAGUAACUGAAAUCGAUGUUAAAAAGGCUCCGGAGAAGAAACCCAAGGAAGAAGUGGUAGAAGAGGAGGAGAUUAUAGAAACUGUGGAAACGCCAAAGAAAAAGAUCUUAAAGAUAAAGAAGAAGCCUACCAAGAAGGGCGAGCCUGAAGAAAUCGUGGAACAAGUCAUCGAGAAGCCUAUCGAAGAGUCAAGUGUGAUGGAAGAACAACAAAUUGUUGAAAUAACAGAAACACCGACAAAGAAAGUCAUUAAGAAAAAGAAGACCAUUACGAGGGAUGAUGGUGUACCGGAGGAAGUCGUCGAAGAGAUCGUCAUUGAGAAGCCAAAGAAAGAAAAAGCCAAGCCAAUAGUUGAAGAAGAGGAGACAGUAAAGAUAACUGAAGUUGAUGUGAAGAAGGCACCUGAAAAGAAGCCAAAGAAGAAGAUGGUCGUAGAAGAAGAAGAAGAAGUGAUCGAAACCAUAGAAACUCCCACGAAAAAGAUCAUUAGGAAAAAGAAGCCAGUAAAGAAAGAUGAACCUGAGGAAAUAAUCGAAGAAGUAAUUCAGAAGCCUAUAGAAGAGACUACGGUAAUGGAGGAGCAACAGAUUGUUGAAAUUGUUGAAACUCCAACGAAGAAGGUGAUUAAGAAGAAGAAAGCAAUAGUCAGAGAUGACGGCGUGCCUGAGGAGGUCAUCGAAGAAAUUAUCAUUAAAAAACCAAAGAAGGAAAAGGCUAAGCCUAUCGUGGACGAGGAAGAAACGGUGGAGAUUACCGAAGUCGAAGUGAAAGAAGCGCCCGAAGAGACGGUUGAAGAAGAAAUUAUUGAGACAAUAGAAACGCCCACAAAGAAAAUUACAAAGAAAAAGAUAAAGCCAGCGAAGAAAGAUGCACCGGAAGAAAUUGUUGAGGAAAUAAUCGAAAAGCCCGUUGAAGAAGUCACUGUUAUGGAAGAACAACAGAUUGUUGAAAUCACCGAGACUCCAACGAAAAAAGUCAUCAAAAAGAAGAAGGCUGUUACUCGAGAUGAUGGUGUACCUGAAGAAGUUAUUGAAGAAAUUGUCAUUAAGAAACCAAAGAAGGAAAAAGCCAAACCCAUCGUUGAUGAACAGGAGACAAUUAAAAUCACCGAAGUGGAUGUUCAGGAAGCUCCGGAAGAAAAACCAGAGGAGGUUAUCGAAGAGGAGGAAAUCAUUGAAACCAUUGAAACACCCACAAAGAAGAUUACCAAAAAGAUAAAGAAACCAACCAAAAAGGAUGCUCCUAAAGAAAUAGUCGAAGAAAUCAUCGAAAAGCCUGUAGAAGAAACAAAGGUUAUGGAAGAACAACAAAUUGUUGAAAUCAUCGAGACGCCAACGAAAAAAGUCAUCAAAAAGAAGAAGGCUGUUACAAGGGAUGAUGGUGUACCUGAAGAGGUUAUUGAAGAAAUUGUCAUUAAGAAACCAAAGAAGGAAAAAGCCAAACCCAUCGUUGAUGAACAAGAGACAAUUAAAAUCACCGAAGUGGAUGUUCAGGAAGCUCCGGAAGAAAAACCGGAGGAGGUUAUCGAAGAGGAGGAAAUCAUUGAAACCAUUGAAACACCCACAAAGAAGAUUACCAAAAAGAUAAAGAAACCAACCAAAAAGGAUGCUCCUAAAGAAAUAGUCGAAGAAAUCAUCGAAAAGCCUGUAGAAGAAACAAAGGUUAUGGAAGAACAACAAAUUGUUGAAAUCAUCGAGACGCCAACGAAAAAAGUCAUCAAAAAGAAGAAGGCUGUUACAAGGGAUGAUGGAGUGCCUGAAGAAGUGGUAGAAGAAAUUGUCAUUGAGAAACCAAAGAAAGUGAAAGCCAAGAAGGAUGUUGUUCCUACAGAAGGCAUCGAAACAACCGAAGUCAUUACUGGUAGUACAACAGAGGAGCUUCCUAAGAAGAAGAAACCUAAAGCAGAAGAAGCCGUACCAGUUCAAGAGGAGGAUGAGAAGGUUGAAAUUACGGAGGUUUCGGUCAAAAAGGCACCUAAGAAAACGAAGAAGGGUAUUCCUGCAGAGGAAGAACAACCAGAAGAAGUUGUUGAAGUAAUUAAACCUGUGAAGCCUAAGAAAGAAAAGGCUAAGAAGGAUGUAAUUACCAAGGAAAGUAUUGAGACCACUGAAGUUAUUACUGAAACAGCUACGGAAGAGCUUCCAGAAGACAAAAAACCUGAAGAGGGAGAAGCAGUGCCUGUUGAAGAAAAGGAAGAGAAGGCUGCAGUUACUGAAGUUUCUGUAAAGAGGGCGCCUAAGAAGAAGAAGAAGGCUACGACUACAGAAGAAGAACAACCCGAAGAAGUGGUUGAAGAAAUAACUCCUGAGAAACCAAAGAAAGAGAAGGCCAAGAAAGAUGUUAUUCCAAAGGAGAGCAUUGAAACUACUGAAGUUGUAACUGGAACAACCACAGAAGAUCUUCCUAAAGACAAGAAACCUGACAAAGAAGAGGCCAAGCCUGUGGAAGAAGAAGAAGAGAAAGUCAAGAUUACUGAGGUUCCUGUGAAGAAAGCACUUAAGAAAAAGAAGAAGGCUACAACUACAGAAGAGGAACAACCCGAAGAAGAGGUUGAAGAAAUAAUUCCAGAGAAACCGAAGAAAGAAAAGGCCAAGAAAGAUGUUAUUCCGAAGGAGAGUAUCGAAACAACUGAAGUUGUAACUGAAACAACUACAGAAGAACUUCUUGAAGACAAGAAACCGAAGGAAGAGGAGGCUAAACAUGUAGACGAAGAAGAAGAAAAAGUUCAAAUUACUGAGGUGCCCGUAAAGAAAGCACCUAAAAAGAAGAAGAAGGCUACCCCAACUGAAGAAGAACAACCAGAAGAAGUGGUUGAAGAAAUUAUAACUGAGAAACCUAAAAAAGAAAAAGCUAAGAAAGAUAUUAUUCCUAAGGAAAGCAUUGAAACCACUGAAGUCAUUACCGAAACAACUACGGAAGAACUUCCUAAGGAUAAGAAACCUCAAGAGGAAGAAGCGGUGCCUGUAGAAGAAGAAGAAGAGAAAGUUGAAACUUCAGAAGUGCCAGUUAAGAAGGCACCGAAGAAAAAGAAGAAGGCCACUCCUGCAGAGGAGGAACAACCGGAGGAAGUUGUUGAGGAAAUCGUAAGUGAGAAGCCCAAGAAAGAGAGGGCUAAGAAAGACAUUAUUCCUAAAGAGAGCAUUGAAACCACUGAAGUUGUUACCGAAACAACUACGGAAGAACUUCCUAAGGAUGAGAAGCCUCAAGAGGAGGAAGCUGUACCUGUAGAAGAAGAGGAAGAGAAGGUUCAAAUUUCGGAAGUGCCAGUUAAAAAGGCACCUAAAAAGAAGAAGAAGGCCAUUUCCGCUGAAGAAGAGCAACCAGAGGAAGUUGUUGAGGAAAUCGCAACUGAGAAGCCCAAGAACGAGAAGGCUAAGAAAGACAUUAUUCCUAAAGAGAGCAUUGAAACCACUGAAGUUGUUACCGAAACAACUACGGAAGAACUUCCUAAGGAUGAGAAGCCUCAAGAGGAGGAAGCUGUACCUGUAGAAGAAGAGGAAGAGAAGGUUCAAAUUUCGGAAGUGCCAGUUAAAAAGGCACCUAAAAAGAAGAAGAAGGCCAUUUCCGCUGAAGAAGAGCAACCAGAGGAAGUUGUUGAGGAAAUCGCAACUGAGAAGCCCAAGAACGAGAAGGCUAAGAAAGAUAUUAUUCCUAAAGAAAGCAUUGAAACCACUGAAGUGUUUACCGAAACAAUUACGGAAGAACUUCCUAAGGAUAAGAAGCCUAAAGAGGAAGAAGCCGUGCCUGUAGAAGAAGAGGAAGAGAAGGUUGAAAUUUCGGAAGUGUCAGUUAAGAAGGCACUGAAGAAAAAGAAGAAAGCCACUCCUGCAGAGGAGGAACAACCAGAGGAAGUUGUUGAGGAGAUCACAACUGAGAAACCUAAGAAAGAAAAAGCCAAAAAGGAAAUUAUUCCCAAGGAAAGUAUCGAGACUACUGAGGUGAUCACUGAAACAACUACUGAAGAAAUCCCUGAGGAAAAACCGAAAGAAGAAGAAGCUGUUCCGGUCGAAGAAGAAGAAGAGAAAGCUGAUGUCACUGAAGUUCAAGUAAAGAAGGCAUUCAAGAAAAAGAAGGCUACUCCUUCAGAGGAAAAACAACCAGAGGAAGUUGUUGAGGAGAUCAUACCUGAAAAACCGAAAAAGGUGAAAGCCAAGAAAGACAUUAUUCCGAAGGAAAAUCUCGAAACGACAGAAGUGGUGGCUGAUAGCACCACCGAACAACUGCCGGAAGAAGAAAGACCAGAAGAAGAGGAAGCUAUACCUAUCGAAGAGAAGGAAGAAAAGGCUGAAGUUACGGAAGUUCCUGUGAAGAAAGCACCUAAGAAGAAGAAGUCUAUCUCAAUAGAAGAACAGAAACCUGAAGAAGCUGUACCCGAAGAACAGAAAGUAGAGAAACCCGAAGAAAAAGAAAAACCCGAAGAAGAAAAGAAGGUGGAGGAUGUUCCUCAAGGACAAACAACUGAAAAGGUUCCCAAGAAGAAGGUUAAGAAAAUCAAGAAGGCUCCAGCCAAAAAAGAUGAAAUUGAAGAAUGGGUUGAACCGGAAUACGAGAGACCAGUCUUAGAACCAAUGCCAGAAAAGAUUCAGUGGGAACCAUCGAAGAAAAAGAAGGAAAAGAAACCACUUCCUGAAGGUUUGCAAAAGUUGGUACCGCAAAAAAUCGAAAGGAAAGAAAUGAAAGCCACCAAAUUGAAGUUCUCGCAACCAGAGGAGGAGGUCCAAUUUGGUACCAUAAAACUGAAGAAGGCCACUGCCAUUAAAAAGAAGGAAGUGAAAACUCCCAAACUUCCUAAAAUUCUUUUACGUAGCCGUAUUACUUUCGUCGGUGAUUAUCCGCCUGAAUUACAAUUGCCGAAAAUAUCGUAUAUUGAAGAAAAUCCUAUUCAAAAUGGAAUCCUCUCAAGAAAUACUGCAGAAGCACUCGAGGUUCUCAAACAGAAGCGCAGGAAGACUAAGCUUCCUAAGAAAGAGACAACUGACUUAGAGAAGCUUGAUCAAGAAUUCGAAGAGCUGAAAAAGAUUCCUCUCGAGGAAAUCGAAGAUAAGUCAAUCUAUGAGCGCCAGCCAAAGAAGCCUGAAAAGAAACCAGAAGAACCACAAAAAUUGGUUAUUGGAAAAGGUAAGGUUCCGGAACAACAGAAGGAGGAGCCCGAAGAUAUAAAAUUAAAGAAGGUUCCAGAGAAAGCACCGGAGGUACAAGAAGAACCAAAGAAAAAACCAAUAAAAGAAGAACCGGAGGAAAAAGUACAAGAGAAAAAGAAAACAGAGCCUAAACCAAAACUUGAACAUGACGAGUUCAAGCCACUCGAUUUUGAGAGACCAGAACUUGAAGAAUAUGUUCCAGAAGAGUAUGAGGAACCUGAAAAACCAAAACCUGAACCUAGCCCGGAACCUUACAAGAAGCAGAAAAAGAAGAAGCCCGAUCAAGAGAUCGAACAAGUGCCCUUGGUUAAGGGCAAGCCUAAACCAGAUGAACCGGAAGAAGAGCCAGAUGUCAAAUUCAGGAUACCCACAUCCGAGAAACCUGAAGAGGAGCCUGAAACAAUUCUUCUUAAAGGAUGGAAGAAAGAUAAACCUGAAGACGAAGGUGUUGAAGAGUUUCCAGAAAAGGAGGACGAUACUGCUCCUAAAGUACCAAAAGAUGAUACCGAUGAAGUUACAAUAAAGAAAAAGAAAAAGACUAAAAAGCCUAAGGAAGAAGUGCCAGAGGAAGUUACACUGAAAAAACCUGCACCUGAGGAACCUGAAAAGCAAGAGCCUGAACAGCAAGUCGAGGAAGUAAGUUUGAUGAAGAAACCAAAGAAAGCACCUAUCGAAGAAGAGGCGGCAGAUGAAGUAACUAUUAAAAAACAUGUUCCUGAAGAACCUAAAAAGGAGGAAGAACAGAUCACAGAACAAGUAACUCUUAAGAAGCGGCCUAAGAAAAAACCUGUUGAGGAAGCAGCUGCAGAUGAAGUUACUAUCAAGGAACUUGUUCCUGAAGAACCGAAGAAAGAGCCCGAAGAAGUUACAGAGGAAGUCACUCUUAAGAAAAAGCCCAAGAAGAAGCCUGUUGAAGAGGAGGCAGCUGAUGAAGUGACUAUCAAGAAACUUGUUCCGGAAGAACCCAAGAAAGAGCCCGAAGAAGUUACAGAGGAAGUCACUCUUAAGAAAAAGCCCAAGAAGAAGCCUGUUGAAGAGGAGGCAGCUGAUGAAGUGACUAUCAAGAAACUUGUUCCGGAAGAACCCAAGAAAGAGCCCGAAGAAGUUACAGAGGAAGUCACUCUUAAGAAAAAGCCCAAGAAGAAGCCUGUUGAAGAGGAGGCAGCUGAUGAAGUGACUAUCAAGAAACUUGUUCCGGAAGAACCCAAGAAAGAGCCCGAAGAAGUUACAGAGGAAGUCACUCUUAAGAAAAAGCCCAAGAAGAAGCCUGUUGAAGAGGAGGCAGCUGAUGAAGUGACUAUCAAGAAACUUGUUCCGGAAGAAAGUGACUACAAGAAACUUGUUCCGGAGGAGGCGGCUGACGAAGUAACUAUCAAGAAACUUAUUCCGGAGGAACCAAAGAAAGAACUCGAAGAAGUUACAGAGGAAGUCACCGUUAAGAAAAAGCCCAAGAAGAAGCCUGUUGAAGAGGAGGCAGCUGAUGAAGUGACUAUCAAGAAACUUGUUCCGGAAGAACCCAAGAAAGAGCCUGAAGAAGUUACAGAGGAAGUCACUUUGAAGAAGAAGCCCAAGAAAAAGCCCGUUCCAGAGGAGGCGGCUGACGAAGUAACUAUCAAGAAACUUAUUCCGGAGGAACCAAAGAAAGAACUCGAAGAAGUUACAGAGGAAGUCACCGUUAAGAAAAAGCCCAAGAAGAAGCCUGUUGAAGAGGAGGCAGCUGACGAAGUGACUAUUAAGAAACUUGUUCUGGAGGAACCAAAGAAAGAGCCCGAAGAAGUUACAGAGGAAGUCACUCUUAAGAAAAAGCCCAAGAAGAAGCCUGUUGAAGAGGAGGCAGCUGACGAAGUGACUAUUAAGAAACUUGUUCUGGAGGAACCAAAGAAAGAGCCCGAAGAAGUUACAGAGGAAGUCACUCUUAAGAAAAAGCCCAAGAAGAAGCCUGUUGAAGAGGAGGCAGCUGACGAAGUGACUAUUAAGAAACUUGUUCUGGAGGAACCAAAGAAAGAGCCCGAAGAAGUUACAGAGGAAGUCACUCUUAAGAAAAAGCCCAAGAAGAAGCCUGUUGAAGAGGAGGCAGCUGAUGAAGUGACUAUCAAGAAACUUGUUCCGGAAGAACCCAAGAAAGAACCCGAAGAAGUUACAGAGGAAGUCACUUUGAAGAAGAAGCCCAAGAAGAAGCCCGUUGUAGAGGAGGCAGCCGACGAAGUAACUAUCAAGAAACUUGUUCCGGAGGAAACAAAGAAAGAGCCCGAAGAAGUUACAGAGGAAGUCACUCUUAAGAAAAAGCCCAAGAAGAAGCCUGUUGUAGAGGAGGCAGCUGACGAAGUGACUAUCAAGAAACUUGUUCCGGAGGAACCCAGGGAAGAGCCCGAAGAAGUUACAGAGGAAGUCACUCUUAAGAAAAAGCCCAAGAAGAAGCCUGUUGUAGAGGAGGCAGCUGACGAAGUGACUAUCAAGAAACUUGUUCCGGAGGAACCCAGGGAAGAGCCCGAAGAAGUUACAGAGGAAGUCACUCUUAAGAAAAAGCCCAAGAAGAAGCCUGUUGUAGAGGAGGCAGCUGACGAAGUGACUAUCAAGAAACUUGUUCCGGAGGAACCCAGGGAAGAGCCCGAAGAAGUUACAGAGGAAGUCACUCUUAAGAAAAAGCCCAAGAAGAAGCCUGUUGUAGAGGAGGCAGCUGACGAAGUGACUAUCAAGAAACUUGUUCCGGAGGAACCCAGGGAAGAGCCCGAAGAAGUUACAGAGGAAGUCACUCUUAAGAAAAAGCCCAAGAAGAAGCCUGUUGUAGAGGAGGCAGCUGACGAAGUGACUAUCAAGAAACUUGUUCCGGAGGAACCCAGGGAAGAGCCCGAAGAAGUUACAGAGGAAGUCACUUUAAAGAAGAAGCCGAAAAAGAAGCCCGUUGUAGAGGAGGCUGCAGAUGAAGUGACCAUAAAGAAAUUAGUGCCUGAAGAACCUAAAGACGAACCAACAGAGGUUACGGAGGAAGUCACUCUUAAGAAGAAACCAAAGAAAAAGCCAGUGAUUGAAGAAGCCGCGGACGAAGUUACAAUUAAGAAACUUGUACCGCAAGAGGCUGAAGAUGUCACCGAGGAAUUUAUGAUUAAGAGGAAAGCGCCAAAGAAACCAACAGUAACAGAAGAGGUGGAAGAGACUGAAUUCACAAUAAAGAAAACUCGUAAGCCGGCGGAGCCAACCGAAGAGGAGGAAGUAUCUGGCGAAGUAACACUAAAGAGAAAGACAAAGAAGAAGACAUUGGACGAAGCUGCUGAAGAGUUAACGAUUCGAAGGGUCGAAGAGAUCGAGCAACCUGAGGAGGAAGAGAUAAUCGAAGAGUUUACGUUCAAGAGGAAGCCACCGAAGAAGGCACCUAAACCGAUCGAAGAGAUUUAUGAGGACGUGACCCUUCGAAAACUCCGGCCAAAGAAAAAGCCACGUCCAGACAUUAAAGAAGUGACGGAAGUCGAAAAUGUGACAUUCCGACCUCGUUCCACCAAGACCAAGGAAGAUGUCGAGCAGGAAUUCAAGAUCUCUCUGAAUACUUACGAAGAAGAGGAUAUAUCGAUGUCCGGAAAGGUUCGCAUAAAGCCAAAGAAACGGCCUCUGACAUAUUCCGAAGAGACAGGAGAGGAAACCAUCCGAAUCAUCCAAGAGAUCGAGGAUGACGGCGGACCAAUUAUCGAAGAGAUCAUAGACGAGUCCGAUGAAGAAGGUAGAGACGAGUACAGCAUCGAGGAACUCGAAACGGACGAGUUCAACCUACCUCUCCGAAGAAAGACAAAGAAACAACCUCGACCUUACUCCGUGGAGGACUUUGAGGAAGGUGAUGUCAGUGUGAAACUAAAGAAGGACCGGAAGUACUCUUACGAAGAAACGGAUGAGUCUUUGGCGCUGAAAUUGAAAUCGAAGAAACGACCCUCUACUUAUGAUGAAGAAGAAGCUACCCUCAGUAUCACCAGAGAAGAAGACAUCUCUGAAGAAGAGGAAGCCGAAUACAUUGUUCGCGAUGGCGACCUCAUGUUCUCCAUUUGUUCCUACGUGGCCGAAACGGACGAGGCCAUCAACCUCGUUGAAGGAGAAAAGGUGUACAUUAUCGAGCACACUAAUUCCGAUUGGUGGUUUGUCAAGAAACAUUUGACCGAAGAAAAGGGAUGGGUGCCUGCGCAGUAUCUUCUAAAUGAAGCUCACUACACAAUUUAUCUUCAACGCAAAUUGCACGAGAAGAUAGACAAGCUUCCUGUCUUCGAGAAACCUGGACCUGGAGAGAAAGCAUCAGCUCCUCGAUUCGUGGAAAAACUUCAACCUAUCCAUACACCAGAUGGUUACACAGUUCAAUUCGAAUGUCAAGUCGAGGGUGUUCCCAGACCGCAGAUCACUUGGUUCCGUCAAACAGCCAUCAUCAAACCAUCGCCAGAUUUCCAGAUCUAUUACGACGAUGAUAACGUGGCAACACUCAUCAUCAGGGAAGUUUUCCCUGAAGAUGCUGGCACCUUCACCUGCGUCGCCAAGAAUGCUGCUGGUUUCGCUUCAAGUACGACAGAACUGAUAGUGGAGGCUCCACUGUCGGAUCAUGGCUCGGACAUGACUGGUUUGUCAAGAAAGAGUCUGUCCAGAGAAUCUUCGCUUGCCGACAUCCUUGAAGGUAUUCCACCUACGUUCUCCCGGAAACCCAAAGCCAAGUGCGUGGACGAAGGCGAGGACGUGAUCUUGGAAUGCAGACUGGUAGCCGUACCGGAACCGGAAAUCACUUGGUAUUACGAAGAGUCGCAGAUCACGACCAAGGAGAACGUUGUCGUUGUCACUGAGAGCGAUAUGCACAUGUACUGCAGCGUGAUGAAGAUCAGCAAGGUCAAGAAGACUCAAGAAGGCCGGUACAAGAUUGUGGCUAAGAACAGAGAAGGUGAAGCCACCAUCGAGAUUCCAAUGAAGGUGAAGACCGGCGAGAAGGAGCCACCAGAAAUUCUUGAACCACUGAAACCGUACACAGUUCGCGAAGGAGAGACAGUUGUGCUGACUACUCAGAUCAUCGGCAACCCCAAACCAAAGAUCACCUGGUACAAGAAUGGUAAACCGCUGAAGGGUGUACUCACCAAAGAAGAUGGUGACCUCAAUACACUCACCCUAAUUCAACCAGAUCUAUCAGACACUGGAGAGUAUUCCGUGGUUGCUAAGAAUGAUCUUGGAAAAGCAGAGACCCGAGCAACACUCACCGUUGAAGCUGGCACAAAAGUCAAAUCCGCUUUUAGCAUAAACAUAAACCCAGCGAGAGAAGAAACUUUGGUCACUAUUUCGACCACUGUAGUAGCUAUAGAAUCAGUUAGAGAAAUAUGUUCAACUACUGUAAUAAAAGAAACACCAAGCGGAGCACCAGAACCACCGUUGUUCACGGAACGGUUCCAGGAACUUACUGUUCCCGAAAAGGGUACAUUCCAACUUGUGGCCAAAGUCGUUGGUAACCCUGUACCCGAAGUCACCUGGUUGAGGAACAAUAAGCCUCUAGAAAAAUCGCCCAACAUCACAGAAACUUACGAUGGCGAGAAUAUAAUCCUGGAGAUCAGAAACGCAGACUCCGAAGUGGACGCUGGUGACUACAAGUGCAUUGCCAGCAACCCUGUUGGAAAGGCGUCACACGGUGCUAAGGUAACGGUCGACGUGGACAAGGUGACCUUCACGAAGAACCUUGAGAAGAAGGUAAUCGUCGACGAGUAUAAACCUCUGGAGCUGACCUGCGAGACUUCACAUACGGUGUCUACUACCUGGUGGCACAAUGACAAGGAGAUCAGCGGUAUGGAUCAUCGUGAGGUCAUCCAGGAGGGUCGUACCCACAGAUUGGUCAUCAAGAAGACGAGCACCACGGACGAGGGCACUUAUAAGUGCACAGUAAAGAAGCAGAGCACGUCCAGCACCGUUGAGAUCAAGGCCACAAAACCAGAGUUCGUAAGGAAGCUCCAGGACUUCGAGGUCAAGGAACGCGACGUAGCCAUCCUCGAAGUAGAGAUCACCUCCCAGACAGCAGAGGUCAGCUGGCACAAGGAUGGCGAACCGCUGAAGCCUACCAAGGGCAAAGUGGAAUUCGUUAAAGAUGGCACCAUCAGGAAGCUCCUCAUCAGAAGCACUUCCGUUCACGAUGAGGGAGAGUACACUUGUGCUCUUCUGGAUCAAGAAUGCACGGCGGAAGUGACAGUGGUGGAGUUGCCACCGGAAAUCAUCACCAAGAUGCAGGACGUGACCAUCGCAAAGGGCGAAAAGGCCAUGUUUGAGAUUGAACUGACCAAGGGUGACGCCCUGGUUCACUGGUUCAAGGACGGACAGGAGUUACAAUUCUCUGAACACGUUCAACUGUCCAUCGACGGGAAGAGGCAGAAGCUCAAGAUUUACAACUCUGAGCUGAAGGAUGCUGGAGUCUAUUCGUGCCAAGUUGGAGAACAAACAUCGAGUGCCAGGUUGACUGUUGAAGAACCUGGUGUUGACUUCAUCACCAGACUGCCUGAUGUCACUUUGGUACCACUCAACACCGACGCUGUCUUCGUUAUCGAACUGUCUCGUCCGAACGUCCCAGUGAAGUGGUUGAAGAAAGGUCAAGAGAUCAAGGAGUCACCUAAAUACACAAUCGUCGAUGAAGGUGCUACCAAGAAAUUAAUUGUCAGAAAGUGUACGGUUGAUGACGCUCUGGAAUACAGUGCCGUAGCAAUGAACGUGAAGACCUCGUCGAAACUGAAAGUGGAAUUGGUGGAGACGCCGCCGAAGAUCAGUGUGGAUUCGCCCAAACAAUACAAGGUCAAGAAGGGCGAUGACGUCGAUAUCACCGUUAAAUUUACUGCCACCCCUAAACCAACUGAAGAAUGGACUGUGAAUGGUCGCGUUGUACCAAAGAGUAAGCGAGUCAGUCCGACGAUCGACGAAGAGUCUGCGACGUUGACUAUCAAGAAGGUCCAAGAAGAAGACAUCGGCGAUUACACGUUGAAGUUGACCAAUUCCUGUGGCGAGGCUAGCACGGAAAUAAAUCUCGUGAUAAUGCAGGUACCCAGCGCACCUGGUAUUCCAGAACCACUCGAAGUGACUGAUGACAGUAUCACUCUUCACUGGAAGAAACCAGAUUCCGAUGGCAACUCGCCCAUCAUCGAGUACAUCAUCGAAUACCACGACAAGGAUGACUUCACAUGGAUAAGAGUCACGGAAAAGAUCACUGAGACCACGCACAAGGUGACCAACCUGACGACCAACAAGGAGUACAUGUUCCGAGUGAUCGCAGUGAACGAAGUAGGACCUAGUGAACCAUCACACAACACUCGCUACUUGAAGAUCGCCAAACCAUCGGCAUCCGAACCACCAUCCAUUCUGGAACCAUUGAAGAGUGUUGUAGUAGGACUAAAGGAACCUGUAACACUCUCGUGCGUGAUCGGUGGUAUUCCAACACCCGAAAUCACCUGGCUCAAGAAUGGCAACCCGUUCAAGAACAAUAACAUCAGCUACGAAAAUCGUAUGGCUAAGUACACGAUAACGGAAACGACAGAAACAUCGGCAGCAACAUUCACCGUUAAGGCUAAGAACAACGUCGGAACCGCAGAAACAACAUGCGAACUGAAGAUUCAGGAACCGCCGAAGAUCACGUUCGACGAGAGUCUUGGUACUCAGAAGUUGAACGUGACCAGCCAAUGGAAGAUAGAGGUCACUGCAACGGGCUUCCCGAAACCGGAAAUUACAUGGAUGAAAAACGGAAAAGCAAUUGUGGAAAAGCAGGUUUCUAUCUACACGGAGGAGACUACGUCGACAGUAGCGAUUUACUCGCUCGUUAGAGAGGAUACCGGAACUUACACGGUAACAGCAACCAAUGAGGCUGGCAGCACUUCCGUUGAACUCUACCUCAGGGUUAUCGAUAAACCAAGCAAACCUCAAGGACCCAUCGUGAUGAAGGACAUCAGACAAGACAACUUGACCAUCGAAUGGAAACCACCAGCGGACGAUGGUGGUCUUGAACUCACGAAAUAUACCAUUGAAAAGUGCGAACCUGAUAAGAUGGUCUGGAUGAAGGUUGCUGAUGUGGACAAGGACAUCGAGUCCUACUGCAUUCAAAAGUUACUACAGGAUUACGAAUACAUAUUCAGAGUCGUCGCUAAAAAUCCUGUCGGAUCAUCGGAACCACUCGAGUCUGAGCCAAUCACGAUCAAACCUUCCUUCGACAAACCAGGACCACCACGAGGUCCACUGGACGUCUCAGGCAUGACAAAGACCUCAUUUACUAUCAAAUGGCAGCCACCAGAAAACGACGGAGGGUCUCCUAUCACGGAAUACAUCGUUGAAAUAAAGGAGGUCUCAAAGAAGGCUUGGCAAAAGAUUGGCACAACCAAGGGUGAAACUACAAACAUCAUUGUGUCUGACCUUAAGACGGACGUAUCUUACAACUUUAAAAUAACAGCAAAGAACAAUGUAGGAGCAGGACCACCAUAUCUUCCAGAAGAACCAAUCACUGCUGGCAAACGUACCAAAAUUACCAAGCUCACCGAAAGUUCAAUGUACGCAUUGCUCGGCAUUUUUCCAACGACAAAGAUCAUCAUCAGUAAGACACCACCGUCCUGUCCGUUGAACGUGCAGGUAACCGGCGUGACCAGCAGAAGCGUUACUCUGACCUGGUCACCACCUGCCAGCACUGGAGGAACGGAACUGACAGGCUAUGUCAUUGAAAAGAGAGCACUGGCCGGAAAGGGUGCCAAAUGGACAAAGAUUGUAACACUAGAUGCCACGACGCAUCAAUACUGUAUCGAGAACCUCAAGGAGAGCGAAUUCAUGUUUAGAAUCUUCGCCGAAAACAGUAUGGGACUUUCCACGCCGACAAACUCAGAGCCAGUAACUCUAAAGACUCACGCAACCGUUCCAUCCCCACCAACUGCUCCUCUGGAGAUAAGGCAGAUCGCUGCCAACACCAUUGUCAUCGAAUGGGGCAGACCUGAGACCGACGGUGGCGCCCCCUUGGAGGGUUACAAGAUCGCCAUCAGAGACAUCAAGAAGACCAUGUGGAUGGAAGUUGGCCGCGUGAAUGCGGAUAUUCAGAAAUUGACGAUCAGGGAUCUUCAGGAGAACCACGAGUAUCUGAUGAGGAUUUUCGCCAGGAACGAAGUGGGUCUCAGUGAGCCGCUGGAAUCGGAAGAACCUUUCAAAGUCAUCCCAGCUUCUGAGCUGACGGUGAUCGAACCAGUCGCUGAGGCCACUGACAGGGGAGAGACAGCAUCCGUGAGCUACAGCACGGAAAACACAAGUUCCUGGCUUCGAGAACACAACAUGGAUGCGGAUAUCCAUUCGUACGCCAGAGGACGGCUUCUCAGGAAGGACGAAUACUUCUUCCGCAUUUGGCAUUACGCCAAGAAGCUCUUCAAAUAAGCAUUUCCACGAUUCCACUGUAUAGACAAAUUUUUUUCUUCUUCUACUACUACUACUUCUUUUACAAGGAAUACGCAUUGCGUCAGGGAUUGACUAUUCGACUGGAUUAUCAAAGUAAUACGACAGGUAUAACCUUCUCCGUCUAUAAUGAUGAAUGAAUGAGAGAACAAAUUCGACGAUAACGCAAGUUCUUGUUUUUCUAUUUUUUUUUUAUUUUGAAAAACAAACUAUAGGCUUCUCAGCACAGUUAAUCGUAUUUUAAAAAUAAAUAAAUUUGAUGGCGCGAUGAAAAAAAUUCGCAACCAGUUCCUUUUAAGAGAAUGAGUUUAGCGACUAGAUGCUAAAGUUAAGAUAUAUGGAUAAGCGUGCACAGCACACCAAAUGAGUGUAGAAUCUAGUCAGCAAAUAGGGAGUGUAAAUAUUUUUUAACGGACCAAGACUCUCGAGAAAAUUUGUUCUGUCGCUCGAAAAUGAAGAUAGAUUCCUUGAAGAUUCAAUGUAUUUAUAUAUAUGGCGACAGUUUAAAUUUUUGAGGAUUUCGUCGAGGCGAAACGCGAAUUUCGACGCAUAUAUACAGUCGGUCAAUUGAACACAAAGUCAAGUCAAUAUGUGAAAAUAAAACGAGUUGAAUUUCGCGCCUCGCCGCGUCGAGGACCUCAUGUUAGCGUGGCGUUAAUUGCAAAAUGAAGAAACGAGAAUCUAUUUUUUUUUUUACAAAACUGUCUUUCCGAAGAAUCCAUCUUCAUUUUCAGAAGCGACGAGUUUUGCGAACUCAAAGCAAUCGCGAAUUAUAUAUGAAACGAGAAAUGAUCCUUUUCCUAAAUGUCCUAUGAACCCAAACUGAGAUUCUUUGAGUGCAAGAGUGCAAAUUUUGCUUUAAAAAUGAAGACACAACGCGUCGCAAAGAUGCCGAUCGUUGCGCAAUAUCUCCCGUUCAAAUAUUAUAAGCGAAUCGCCCAAAGUCGAAAUCUGAUGUAAAAGGUGAAAGACGAAUAGCUCGAAUUUCGAGCGUUCCUUAAGGACGUCGCGAAGACAUACGGGAGUCAUGUGAUAACCGAUUGCUUGUGAAAACACGUGUGUGUUAUAAUACGGUAAUGAAAGAAUACCGAAUUCUAAUUUAUUUAUAUAUUGCUUGUAAUGAUACAGACCCUUAUAAUUUUUCGUUAAGUGUCUAAGUUUGCGAGGAUUAUCAAUUUUCUUUUUUGUCCAUUCUUCUGUCCUUUCAUAUUUAUUAUUACCAUUAAUAUUUAGUAUCGAAUGUAUUAUUUAUUUGUAAAACGACGACACGAAAAAAGCUCGAGAACGUAGAAAUGCCACGUUAGGUUGGUACCCCGAGACGUACAAAAUAUAGGUGCAAAACAAGAUCGUGCCAUUGACCAACCUCUCGUCGCAUACUACGACGAUGCUGUAAAAAUGUUUUAUCAAAAUAAUUAAACCAUUGCAUAUUA